GGGGGAUGGGAAACAGAUGACAGUUGUUUUUGUUGUGAUUUGUACGUUUCAGAGUUGAGGAGAAUUUCUGCUAAUCAGUUUAGUUUCCGAAGGCUGAGAGAGGAAGGACCUCAAAGGACUCUUCAAACGGACAGCGGCCGAACCUGGGGGAUUAAAACACAGGUAUGCAUUCCACAGUUUUUGCAUGAAUUGCCUCCCCGAUCCUUUUAUUUAUUUGUAUGUCACCUCCAAUUCAGAAUUAUUGUCACCUCCAAUUCUGAAUUAAUGUCACCCCCAAUUCAGAAUUAAUGUUACCCCCAAUUCAGAAUUAUUGCCACCUCCAAUUCAGAAUUAUUGUCACUUCCAAUUCAGAAUUAAUGCCAUCCUCAGAUCAGCAUCAUUCACAGGAUUGACACCCUACUCUGAUAAAAAAAAAUAAAAAAAAAUCAUACAACAAGCUCGUGCUAGAAUCUACAAUCUAGUCAGACAUAACUCUGCAACAUACAUGGUAGAAUAUACAUUAACUUCUAGAAAACACUUUUAUUUCCCGUCAUUCUCAGUUUCAUCCAGUCCUAGUAUAGCCAACUACUACAUCCCUCUGGCUGAGGAAAAUCCAUCGCUAAAUUAGUUAUGCUCAGUCCAGGGUCUCUGGUUUUGGAUGUGAUGCUGACAGGAAAUUCAGUCAUUUGGGGGCAUUCCUACCAAAAUGAGGUGUUUUUAAUAAUUAGACAUAUUUAUGUACAUUAUUUUAGCUUGUUCAUGGAGCUAAGUUGUUUCACCCAGGAUCAAAGCAUCACUGACAAAAUAAGACAGCUUCAACCUAAGUUAAAUCUAUAACAUUUGAGCACAUAUAUUGUUUAUGAAAUAAAACACAGGAAAGAAAAUGAAUGUAAACUAUUAUAUUGUUAUUUGACUAUUAAAGAUUUAGCAAUAUGAUUUUGAUUCCGCGCUAAGCAAUUAUAACCAUUUCCUUUUUGUUUGUUUUUUUAAAUCAGAGGGCUAAUUGUUCAAUUUUGCUAGGUAGACUUUUUGGUGGUGGUGGUGAGGGGAGUCAUAUUUUUUUCUGAUUUAUAUCACUAAUACCUCUUUAGUUAUAAUGAAAGACUCCUGCUGGCUUUUAGCCCAGUAUGCAGGCAAAUAAUCUCAACUAAAUAGCUUUUAAUUUAAUAGAAAGCCUUCUGUUCUAUUCUGUACUAGUAGUUCUUUUAUCAACUUUAUUUAUGGUGAUUAACAGAACACUCACACCAGAUUUUAAUUAUAUGGAAAUAAACACAAAUGUGUUAAUAUAUCACUAAAUCUUUAUACAUUAUUUACAUGGUACUGUGAUGGCAAACCUUGACAAUGCAGAGGUUUGCAGAAUAUUCUUAUGCCCCAAAACAUCUGAAGUGCCAAAGACAGCCAUCACAUUUAUCUUCUAAACCUACUUGGCUGAGUUUAUGCGUGCAGCCUUCACGUAGAUAUAUAAUAACUGCCAGCUCUGCAUCAGUCCCCAAUUUACAGCUUUAUUCCCCCCACCCCCCUGAAUUCCAGUACAGUGUUCUAUGAAUAAACCUCCCUAAUCUGAUUACUAUUAUGCCCUACUUGUUUAGCGUAGAACCACUCGCUGAUAUCUGGCUUAUAACGAUUGUUUACUGGGGUCAAAAAGAGUUCUGUUCAUUCAACGUAGAAUUAAGGGCAGUACUUCAGCCUGAGGGGAAUGUGACAACUAAUCUCACGCAAUGUUACAGUAAUCAAGUUCAAUAUUUUGCUCUACGCCCUUACCCCAACAUAAUUUUAAAUGUAUGGGGUUUAGAAAACACAUUACCUACUUAAAACAGCAUUGGUGAAUAAAUGAAUAAUAAAACGUAACAGAUUUAAUGUUAAAUGAGUGUAUAGGUUAUGAAGCUUGGAGUGUUCUUAUAAUGCAUUAUAUAAAUAAUGCAUUCAACUUGUGCAAUAAAGCAAACUAAAACUAAAGAAUAAAAAUGCCCAUAAAUAUCAUAAAACUGCAGAAGCAAGUGCUGCAGCUGGCAGACCCCUCUCUGACAUUGAAGUGGCUCCACAAGUCAUGAGCCACUCAUGGGUUUACGGUUUACUUAACCCAUAGCCCCUAUUCAGUAAUAUUUUGGGGAUAUGUAGUUUAUACCCUUGCCACAGUUCCACUCAUGAAAUUGGAUAAGUAGAAAUGCUCAAUAACGCUGACAGAAGCCAGCUGUUUUUCUGUCUGUAUCUGUGUGUGUCUGGAAGUUACUGUGAGUUUGGCAAGAGGUAUAUCUAGUAGGUGUUAAGGGGUGGCGUUUGGGUGGGGUAGGGUGUGGCUUUCACUUAAAUAGUGUUUUAGGCUUAACACUCAGGUAUUUUUUACCUCAGCAACGCCCCUGAAAGGAUCCUUCUUGGCUACCAAACAUCUGUGAGGACAUGCAUGUGUCCUCAUAGAUACGCAUUGUGGACCUAAUGCGCAUGCGCGGCAAGUGCCACACAUCCAAAAUUCCCCAUAGGAAUUCAGUACAUUCCUAUGAGCUGCACUGUCAUGGAAGACAUACACUAGUGGUGUGUUUAAUGCUGCAAUGUUUCUACAAAAUUGCAAUGUUUUUCAUUACAGGGUUAAAAUGACAGGACCACUGAACCCUGACCACUUCAUUGAUAUGAAGUGAUCUGGGUGACUUAAUGGUCCUUUAACUAGGGAUCAACCGAUUAUCGGUUUUGCUGAUAUUAUCGGCUGAUAUUCAGAUUUUUUGUACAUAUCGGUAUCACCCGAUAAUGACCGGUAACACCGAUAAUGAAUGGGUGGGCCAGCGGCCUCCUUAGGGCGCACCAGCUGGGGGCACAGCCCUCCCUUCUGCUAGUCACUCUGUAUAGCGUGGCCAAGCGGAGCAGUGUGCACCGCAGUACAGGAACUUAUGUUUCCUGUACCUGGCCGGACUGAAAGGAAGUGCUCACUGAGAGAACACUUCCUGUCAGUCAGGCCAUGUACAGGAGACUGAAUCUCCUGUAUUGUGGUGCGCAGUGCAAUGCUACCAGGAGACACACCGGGGAGCGGGGACCAAGGAGGGGAGAGAGAGGGGCACUAAGGGAGAGGGGGCAAUAAGGGAUAGGGGGUGGUAAGGAUCACUAUGGGAUGGGGGUGGUAGAACACUAUGGGACCGGCGGUGGGGUGGUAAGGAACAAUAUGGAGGGGUGGAAAGGAACACUAUGGGGGAGGGGGUGGAAAGGAACACUAUAGGGGAGAGGGGGUGGAAAGGAAUACUAUGUAGGGGGAAUACUAUAGGGAAGGGAGUUUGAAAGGAACACUAUCAGGAAGGAAGUGGUGGAAAGGAACACUAUGUAAGGGGGGUGGUAAGGAACACUAUGGGGAAGGGGGGUGGAAAGGAACACUAUGUAAGGAGGGUGGUAAGGAACACUAUGGGACAGGGGAGGGGUGGGAAAUGACACUAUGGGACAGGGAAGGGGGGGACAAGAACACUUUCGGACGGGUGGGGAGAAGAACACAAGGAGGGAGAGAGGAACAUUAAUUGAGGACACUAAGAUACAGGUAAGGGAAGGAAAAAGGAACACUGGGUUAGGGGAAGGACCACUAAAAGAGAAGGGAGAGGAACACUGCAUCCACUAAAUAAACACACACACUGAAUCCACUACCCACACUGCAUCCACUACACAAACACAUUGCAUCCACUACCUACACUGCACCCACUACACAAACAAACACAUUGCAUCCACUACCCACACUACAUCCACUACACAAACACACUGCAUCCACUACACACACACUACAUCCACUAUCCACACUGCAUCAACUAUACAAACAAACACAUUGCAUCCACUACAUAAACACACACACACUGCAUUUACUAAUCAAAUACUCUCACUGCAUCCACUACACACACAUAUAAAUAUUCUUGAAAACAUGAAAAAAAUCUGACUGGCAUGUAUAUUUUGUGCAUUUACCACUUAAUAAAAAAAAGAUUUGCAAAAAAAAUAAAUACGUUAAAUGUACAGAAUAUCAGCUAUCUUCUAAAUGGCAAAUAAUUAAUCACUGACAUUGCAGGAGUAUGAUCCAUGUGGCCAACAGACCCUCGCCACAGGCUUUUGGAGGAGCCUGCUUGCCAGCCUCCUGCCAAAAGACUAUGGGCCAGGUCAGUGACUGUGAAAACCCAUAUUUUAUUCCCCCUCGGUUCUCCAUAGAACCGAACGCUAGCUCACUGGCGGCCGUUCGCAUGGACCAAAACCGCAAAUAGACUUCAGGGAAAACUUAGCAGCGAAUGCCCUGGAACUAUUUUCGGCAUGAAAACUUUGCGGUUCCCGCUCGGUCCCCAGCAGCACUUAGCCACGAUUCUAUGGAAAUGUCUUGGGCAUGGGACAGCCAAAACUAUGACUUCCAGAAAAUUCCUGAACGCCAGAACCGAUCUGGGUGAUUUUUGGAUAUGUUGUUCACCCAGAUCGGGGCUGUCAGGAUAUAACUUUUGUGUUGUUGUUUUUUUAAUAUGUCUUAAAGGUAUUUUUGGGGUUUUAUAAAAAUGUGUGUUUUUGUGUCUGGAGAUAAUUGAGUUAAUACAGUACUUGACUCAAUUAUCUCCCAGGUACAGAAGAGGGAUUGACCUAGUUUGUAUGGGAGUGUCCUGGAUCUGAGAGCCAAUGUGAUUGUGUAUUUGUUUCUACUGUAGUUUACUCUCAGGUCCAGGGGGGAGUGCCCCUCGCAUGAGGACUGUCAUAAAAGGACAAGUGUAGUCCCAUUAAAGUCAGUUCACUUAACCCUCAAUACGCAGCCUUAUCUCGUGAUUGUAGGGAACAGCUAUACCAGCUAUACCUGCUUCGGAUUGCUAUACUGGCUAUAAUCACUAGCUCUUGUAAGAGCUAUACCUGCUAGACUCUCAGGAGUAGGAGAGGUCCACUGGAAGCUGGACCCUGGGCUUAGGUCCAGGGUGGGUGGAGGACAGCAAGACCCCAGCCAAGCUACAGCGGCUAAGGGGCUACAGUGCUUAUGGUGUCCGGUGCGGUGCUUAUAGUACUCCAGGCUACUAGGAAGCAGCGAUUGGCAGAGGCACCCAGUCGGGUUGCCAGGCGGUCCGUCACACACCAAAACUACUUAAUUAAGCUAAUUUGUUUUGGUGUUUAAAGUUUAAGGUAUCCCUUCAAGAUUUUUCAAUCCACUUUUUUAAAAAAAAUCCCUUAUUCCUGUUUCUUUUCAUGUUUUAAGCAUUCUCACUCUGGGUAACAAAAAAAGAUCCAGUGCCACUACAGGCACUACAUAGGCAAUGUCAUAUGGCAAAACAAAAGACACCGUUUAGAUCGAAACAUAUUGUAUUGCACAAAAUCAACUGCAGGACUCCGCUUACUGCACUUGCACCUUUGCUACUUAGUAACCCAACUGGCCCAAGAGGUGAUGUGGCACUCUGCCCCGGAAGCAAGGAAGCUGAUAGAUUUGGAAUUCCUUAUGAUGGGUGCAGAUCUACCUCAGUUCUGUAUGUGGGUUCCAAAGGAACCCACAUAUGUGAAUGUCCAGCGAUAAUGAACUCACUGUGGGUCUGAAAUGCCAACAACAACACAUUUUUAUUGGCCUCUUCAACAUCCCCAAUGACUGCAUUAUUUAGAAAUUGGGCCUUCCUGUCCUUCCUAAAGACGAGGGAUUUUCCGGUCAUAGAGAAUGUAGGGGUUAAAAGAAUUAUCUAGUAAAUGUAUGGAUGUCUCGUGGUACCCUUUUGAGAACUCCAGAACCGCUCUUCCCUAACCCCAGCAGAUUAUUUCAGAUAUAUACACAUGCUAAUCAAAGUGUCUUAUUUGUAUAUAUCUGAAAUAUAUCAAUCACGAGACUUUGCCAAUUCUUUGAAAAAAUGUGCUUCGUAGAAACAAACCAAAGAGACCUAAUUAUUAUAUGCACUCCUAAGCUCAAACUCUACAGAAUGGUGGUGAUAUGGGAAGCAAAUAUGAAAACAUCUGUCUGUGUCACAUCAUAGAAAAGCAUGUUCAGAUAGUACAAUACUUCUGUUUCAUAUGAAGAAAGCAGAGGCACAUGUGGUGGUUCUAUCUGAAGGUAGCCACAUUCUGGGAGGGUGUUAGGAACCUGUUAUUUAUUAUUAUUUUGGGCAUUUAUAUAGUGCCAACAUAUUCUGCAGCGCUUUACAAUAUUAUAAGAGGGGGAUAUUUAGCAAUAAAUGAGACAAUUCUAAAGUGUUACAGGAAGAGUAGGUUGAGGAUGUCCCUUCUCAAACAAGCUUACAGUCUAGGAGUGGAUUAUAAAACACAAUAGGCCAGGGAUGGGAGUGAAGCAGAACUGGAGGAGAGUAGAGUGCUGCCCUUUAGGGAGACAGGUAUGUGAGGUAGAGGUUACUCUGGGAGGUCAUAAGCUUUCCUGAAGAGAUGGGUUUGGAGGCACUUCUUAAAGGAUUGAGACUCGGGGAGAGUCUGAUGGUUGUAGGCAGGCUGUUCCAUACAUAAGGAGCCGCCUGUUAUACUUGUUUUUACAAGUAUUUGGUAGAAGAGCUGACCUGGUCCCUUGGGUAUUCCUACUUUCCAAGCCACUGAAGACUAUGACUACAGCUGAACAAAGUGUUUUCGAUAAAAUAACAGCUGCCAGAAGGGCCUUAGCUCAAUCUUAAAUUCAGAAAUACCGCUCAUGGAUGCAAUAAUUCUAAAAAUCAAUGAUAACUAUUUAAUGGAUAAGCUAACCGUGUAGGUCAAGAGUACCUUUUCAACAUUUAAUUUCGACCCCAUAAGAAAACAUACAGGGGCGAUAAAGCAUGUGCAUUCAUUUGCAUGUAAUCCAAGCAUGCAAAUAUCUGUUUGGGCUCACAAGUAUUCAGUUGUACUCCACAGUACAAAAAUAUAUAAUUUAUCUUUAUGAAUCUCCACUGGGGCCCCGUUCCCUCCCCCACCCCCCAAAAAAAUUAAAAUAAUUCACUAUUUAGUUGAUAAACAUGUAUGCAUUUAAUUAUAUAUUUUUGUUUUUCUCAUAGGGAAUAUAUAUAAAAACAGCUCUAAAACAGAUCUCUUGCCUGAAGCCUUUACAAAACGCUCCCCUUCUAACCCCGCCAGACCUUCCCUAUACAGCUCCAUGAGAAGUGCUCUGGGUAAUUGCUGCCUCUUGAGUUUAGCUCCACUGAGCUAACCAAACCAGGAAGUAACAGGACCUGUUGUGUAAUUGACAGCUAAGGGAGUGUAACCAGAUUAAUUUAUAAAAGUGUCAAUUUCUAUUGAAUGAAAAAAGAGGACACACUUUUUACACAGAAAACACUUUAGCAAGCUCAGGGGUAUGAGGUGUACCUUUAAUGCUUUGGGAGCAGUUUUAGUGCAGGGCAAAAGUAUAUACUUGAUCUAUACGUUUAUGUAAUUCUUAUCUGUCUUUUCUAUUUUUCUUCUCAUUUGACCAUAUAUGUGCAUUACAUAUUGUAUUAUCUGUAUGGCAUAUAAGUUAUUGAUUAUGUAUAUUUGCAUUUUCUGUUUUCCUUUUCCUGCAUCUUUUCCGUUGUAAGAUUUUCUUUUACAUGUUUUUUAUUUUAUUUUCAUUUAUUUUUUAACUUACUUGAAACUUAAAAGUUACAAUAAUACAUACAAUUUGUCCAAAAGGUUAUUUCCCUUUAUUUAUUGAUCCAGAGAAAAGCAAAAAACCUUGUACAUACUUUUAGCAAUAUGUCGCAAGUAAAAAAUUCCUUUCCUAUUUUAAAAUGAGUGGCUAUAUUUCUGUCCCUGGACUUUGUAUGUCAAAUGAAAAAAAUCCUUUUCACAAACAAAUAGAAAUCCUGACCCCCAUGCUAAGGCACUCUGCAAUCGAGGUACAUUACCCUGUUCCCUGACCAUCACACUUCUUAAAUAUCCAUGAGCAUGUCCUGCUUCUCCCAAACUGUUUAAACUCUGUGGUUUUUAGACAUAUUCUGUGUUCUGUGGUUUUGAGCACCAUUAGUGCAAACAUUUAUAGGAAGCAAUGCUUUGGAUAUGACUUUCCCUAUGAGUGCUAGGUUUAAUCUCUGAAACAGUUGUGCUCAAAGGUUUGCAUACCCUGGCAGAAAAUGUGAAAUUUUGGCAUUGAUUUUGAAAAUAUGACUGAUAAUGCAAAUAAAUGUCUUUUAUUGAAGGAUAUUGAUCAUAUGAAGCCAUUUAUUAUCACAUAGUUGUUUGGCUCCUGAUCAAAUCACCCAAAUUGCCCUGCUCAAAAUUUUAUAUACCCUUAAAUAUUUGGCCUUUAACACACAGGUUAAAAUGGCAAUAACAGGAUAAUUUCCCACACUUGUGGCUUUCUAAAUGGCAAUUAGUGUUUGUUUAUAAAUAGUCAAUGAGUUUGUUAGCUCUCACGUGGAUGCACUGAGCAGGCUAGAUACUGAGCCAUGGGAAGCAGUAAAGAACUGUCAAAAGACCUGCGUAGCAACGUAAUGGAACGACCGCAAGACCCCAGCUAAGCUGCGGCGGCUAAGGGGCUACGGUGCUUUUGGUGUUCGGUGCGGUGCUUAUAGUAUUCAUUGAUUGGCAGAGGUACCCAGUCGGGGUGCCAGGCGGUCUGUCACAAGCGUGUAUAUCAGAAGCAGGAACCCAAGAACAAUCAGCAAGGCCAUAACCCUUCCAAUCAACCAAGUACUGCAAAGAACCAUAAGGAAAUCUGGAAUCAAUUAUGGAGGAGACUUCGUACUCCUCCCGUCCAGCUAUAACCAAAGGAGGAGGAGGGACAAAAGGGACAGUAUACCUAUUGCAGAUAAGAGGCUUAAGCAAAGAGACAUGAAAUUAUUUAGGUAUACGCAAGGAGGCUGGAAGUGCAAGAGAAUAUGAAACAGGAUUGAUUUUUCGAAUAAUAUGAAAAGGCCCAAUAAACCUGGAUGCAAACGUCAUACUAGGAACCUUGAGUCUGAUAUUUUGCGAGGAGAGCCAUACACGAUCACCCACCUGGUAAACGGUUGGCACCACGAUGCUUAUCAGCAUGAUAUUUGAAACGAGCUUCAGCAGUUUUAAGAUCCGUGUGGACCUUAGUCCAAGUCUCACGUAUACAUAUGAGAUGCUCAUCCAGAGCAGGAAUAGCAGUGUCGGAGAACACCGCAGGAAGAACAGUAGGAUGACCAUCGUUGUUGACAAACAAUGGACUGUGUCCAGAUGAGUCAUGAGUAGCAUUAUUCCUGGCAAAUUCGGCCCAAGGUAGUAAGUCAAACCAGUUUUCCUGAGUGCUAUUAAUAAAACAUCGCAAAUAUAGUUCCAACGACUGGUUGGCCCUCUCAGUCGCACCAUUAGUUUGAGGAUGGUAUGAAUAUGAAAAUGAAAAAUCAUUACCCAACUGUUUGUUAAAUGCUCUCCAAAAUCAUGUUACAAAUUGGGAACCCCUGUCAGACACAAUAUUUAGUGGAAACCAUGUAAUCUGGCAAUUUCGCUUAUAAAUAUAUGAACCAGCUCUUGGGAAGAAGGUAACUUUUUGAGCGGAACAAAGUGGGCUAUUUUAGAAAAGCGAUCAACCACCAUUAGAAAUCGGGAGUUCCACAAUGAAGUCCACAAACAAAUGAGACCAUGGGACACUGGGUAUAGGAAGUGGUUGUAAUAACCCACAUGGUAGUUUAUGGGGAACCUUAGAAAUCGCACAAAUUGUACAAGCCUCCACAUAUUCUCUGAUGUAUUUUCUAAGAGAAGGCCAUCAAAAUGAUCUGGAGACAGCGCAUACAGUUUUAUUAAUACCUGGAGGUCCAGCUGUCACACUAUCGUUGAACACUCUUAGCACCUCCUUUCUUUCUAGCAACGGAAUGAACAAUAUAUCUUGAGGUUUAUCACUAGGUGCCUGAGACUGAACCGCCAUGAUAGCACAAAAGAGGAGAAGACAAGGAAACGACAGUAGAAGCAAUGAUACACUCCGGUGGAAUGAUAGGGGAGGUCUCUUGUUCUUGUUCUGACUCUGUCAAAUUGCCUAGAUAGGACGUCAGCCUUAACGUUCUUAGGACCUGGUCUGUACGUGAUGAUAAAGUUAAAGCGUAACACAAACAAUGACCAUCUAGCUUGUCUAGAAGACAGCCUUUUAGCAUCUCCAAUGUAUGCCAAGUUUUUGCGAUCAGUUAUGAUCAGGAGAGGAUCCUGGGAACCAUACAAAAGAUGUCGCCAUUCUUUCAGAGCUAGUAUAAUGGCCAACAAUUCUCUGUUACCAAUAUCAUAAUUACGCUUUGCUGGUGACAACUUUCUAGAAAAGAACCCACAAGGAUGCGAAGAGGUAUACUGACUCUCCCUCUGAGAAGAAACAGCCUCUACCCCUGUCUCAGAGGCGUCUACCUCUAGUAUGAAGGGUUUGCUAGUGUCAGCAUGUACCAAUAUGUCAGCAGAGGGGAAUCAUUUCUGAAGAAGUUCAAAAGCUUCUCUAGCUUCUUUAGACCAUAUAGUACAGUUAACUCCCUUACGUGUCAUAUUGGUGAUGGGCGCUAUCACAGUAGCGAAACCUUUGAUGAAUCUCCUAUAGUAAUUAGCAAACCCAAUAAACUUUUUAAUGGCUUUUAACCCAUUAGGUAAUGGCCAGUGUAGAACAACUUCAAGUUUGUGAGGGUCCAUCUGAAAACCAGAGGCUGAAAUAUUAUAUCCCAAGAACUGUACCUCCUUCUGGUCAAAUAUGCAUUUCUCAAGUUUGCAAAACUUGCUUCACAUGCCCAUGAUGAGUCUGGAGGUAAUAAAUGAGAAUAUCAUUUAGAUAUAUGACUCGGCGGACAUCCUGGUCCUCCUUUGGACUGCUUAUAUUGUAUAUAUAAAUUUGGUAGUCACAGUGGGACUCCAAGAGGAGCUGUCCAUUAAGCUACAAAUAAUAAAAGGAAAAUAUACUCAUUAAAGUGCCAUGAGAGGAUAUAGACUAGGGAGGAAAAGGGGGGUGGGGAGUAAAACAGGAGAAAAGGCAAUAUAUAUAUAAAAAGUGGAAUAACAAUUUUGUAUAUGACAUAAAAAUAAAUUAUGUAUAUGGCAUAUAAAAUAAAUAUAUCUAAAAUAUGUAUUAAGCAAUAUAUAUAAAAAAAUGUAUUAUACAAUAUAUAAAUACAAAAUACAUAAAAAUGUUAAAUAUAUAUAUAUAUAUAUUUAAAUAUAAUUAUACAUGUCAAAGUCUAUGUUUAAACUUUCUGGCGAGAGGGUUCCUAAUUCGAAAAUCCACUUAAUUUCAGUUUUGUUCAAUAAUUUCAAAUGGUACCCCCCUCUCUAGGGCUUUUACACUUUUUGAAUACAAAUAAAACUAAAAUCCCCAUUGUGAGCUUUCUUAAAACGAGCUGAAACCGAGUGAGUUAAAAUCUUAUUUUUUUACAUUUCUUAUAUGCUCAUUUAUUCUUGUUUUUAAUGGUAUUGUGGUUCUGCCCACAUACUGGAGCCCGCAUUGGCAUUUUAAAAGGUAUAUAACAUGACUUGUAUCACAUGUGAUAAAUGAUUUGAUCUUAAACUCCUUGUUAUUGGUUCUGGAGUCAAAUUGAUCAAUUUUCCUAGUACUAGCCUUUGUUACUUGGCAGGCUUUGCAUUGUCCACAAUGGAAGAAACUUUUGAUCUCUUUGCCUGCAAAGUCCCUAUCCCCUAAACUCUCUUUCGCAAUACAUCUUUUGAUUAGUAUUUGCUUCAAAUUCCUCGCUCCUUGGCUUUUGUCCAAUAAAAACAUUGAGAUCCUUAUAUUUUUGGAGAAUGUGCCAGUGUUUAUUUAAAACAUUUUUAAGAUCCCGACUUUGUGUAUUAAAAUUAAAGAAAAAAACUGAUUUGCUCAUCUGUAAUUGGAUUUUUGUCUUUCCCUAUAUUUGAAUAGUUCUUCUCUCGGUUUUACAUCGAUUUCUAAAAACUUUUCUUCUACUUCCUCUUUCCCAUAUCUUUUCUGAUAAAAAUGUUUCUUUAAUUUUCUCGAUUGUUCUACAAAUGUGCCUUCAUCUUUGCAGUUCCUCUUCAACCUAGUUAAUUGACCUUUGGGAAUAUUCAUUAACCAAGGGGAGAAGUGGCAGCCUCUUUUGUCUGUCACUAUUAAUAUCCAUUUUUAAAAAAAGGUCUUCGUUUUCAUAAUACCAGUAUCAAUAAAAUUUGUGAGAUCUAAAAAAUUCUCCUCUUGGGUACUUAUAUCCAUAAUUAAUUUAAUGCCCCAGAAUUUGGAGUUUAAGAAAGUUAUAAAAAGAUCAAGCGAGGCACGGCUACCUUUCCAAACAAAGAAUAUAUCAUCGCUAUAUCUUCUAUAGAGGACCAGGUUUGCACUCCAGUCAUUUCCAGAAUAGACAAAUGACUCUUCCCAAUAUGCCAUAAAUAGGUUAGCAUAACUUGGUGCAAACUUGGUCCCCAUUGCUUUGCCUCGCUUCUGUAAAUAGAAAUGUCCCUCGAACCAAAAAAUAAUUGUUAUGUAAAAUGAGGGAGAUGCCAGCUGUUCUUCCUUAAAAUCCUUGGACCGGUUCAUAAAAAAAUCUAACAGCCUCACAGCGAAGGUGGUGUAAAGACCGCUUACAUCACAAGUAACUAGAAAGCAGUCUCCACACCAUUUAAACCAUCUAAAAUCUGUAAUAAAUUAAUAGUAUCUUUCAGAUAGGAUCUAGUUUCAACCACCAAUGGAUAUAAUUAAAAAAUCUAUAUAUUGUGACAGGGGGUAUAAAAGUGAAUCCACCCCUACCACAAUGGUUCUGCCUGGAGGGCAGGUAGAAUUCUUAUAUAGCUUAGGUAAUAUAUAUAUUACUGGUAUAAUGGAGUGAUCGUGGUAUAAAAAUUUGUAUUAAUUUUUAAUUAAAAUACCUUUUCACACCAUUAUCUCAAAAUAUACUGAGCUUUUUCCUUAUUUCUCGUUCUGGAUUAUUUUUUAAUUUACAGUAAGUUUCGUGUCUAAUAAUUGAUAAAAAAUCUCAUUGUUAUAAAAAGACUUAUCCAUAAUAAACACCUCUGUGACUUUAUCAGCGGGUUUGAUUAUUAUGUUUAUGCCCACCCUUAGUUUUUUUAGGGCUUUCUCCAUUAGGUAGAUUGUUCAAAAACUUAGAUAAAGGUUAAAUUUUUUUAUGUCGCUAAUGCAAGCUUCUUCAAAUGUUUUCAUGCUUUCAGUCUUUAAAUGAUAUGAAAAAAAAAAAAAAUCAGACCUUGGUUUAAGUAUUAGUAUGUUUAAAACUAUCUAGUUCACUACUGUGUCUGUCUCUUUUCUCUACAUUUAAAAAAGAUUUUUAAAGCCACAAUUUUUUCAUAUGGCGAUUAAGGUCAAUGAAUGUUUCAAAUUUGUUCAGGCCACAAAUAGGAGCAAAUUUAAAACCUUUCUCUAAAACUCUAUGUUGUUCUGAACCAAAUUGUUUUUAGAUAAAUUAAAUUUUAUAGGUUUGACUUUCUCCAUUAGUUUUCUCUCCUCUUGUUUGUCUUCCUCUGUUCCCCAUUGACUCUCUUCUUCGUAUUAGGGGUGAGCGGGGAGAUCUUGGCCUCAAAUCGUGAGAUCUCGGGCUCCCCAAAAAAACUUCUUCUCUCUCAAAGGUUCAUAUCUAUUUCUUAAAUGUAUAGGCCUCUUAGUGGGUAUUCUUUCCCUAUUUGAGGGAAGGUGGGUUGUUUUCUUCUGAUUAGAAAAUUCGGGUCCUCUAUUGAACCGAGGUGGAGUGGUAUUCCUUUUCCUCUGUUUUUCUCUUCUUAUUUCCAUCCAUCCCUCCCCAUUCCUUCCUUUAUUGGUCUCCCACUGUCUAUUUUGUCUAUCCUCAUAGACUUUGGACUGUUACUUUGGGAUAUUUCUUCCCUCAAUUUGUACUAAAUCUUUUCUCGUUGUAGCCUGAUCUUCUCUCUUUUUAUCAUUUUUCAAAUUCUCUUUUUUUAUUUUGUUUUCCUGAUAUUGUCUCUUUUGUAGUCAUCUAUAUCUCUUACAUAUAUUUUAUACUUUGUUUUUAGAAUGUCUUGUUUUUUGGAGAUAAUCAGAGAUAUAUCUUCGAAAUAUUUGGUUCACACAAAAGGCUCUAAUUUCACCCUUAUACUCUUGAUUGCUCCAUCUAUUUUUCCCAAGGAAAUUGUUCUCUGCUCUACAAUGAUCUUCAUCAUAGUGACAGAGAAGGACUCCAGGGCUGAAUUCCAAAUGGAGAUGAAAGAGUCGUCAUCACGAUCAAAAGUGGAAAAUUUGCUGAACUGUAAUCCCCUCGGGGUAAUCUCUUCCUUCAGAUAUUUCUCUAAUGUAAAGAUUUCACAUUUUAUCUUUAAAUCUAUAAUCAAUAAUUUCUCUAAUUCUCCAAAAAUAAUAUCAAGAUUAUCACUCUCUUUUAUUUGUACUUGGCUGGAAUUCCUAUUGUGGUUAGAAUUGAACUUUUCUUUUAUAUUUUCAGGCCAUUUUUCCCUUCUCUCAAAAAUGGCCAUUUAUGCACAGGAGAAAUACACACUAUAUAAACAAAAGCAGUCUAAAAUUACACUUAGUGAUUGAAUAUAAACAUAGAAUAGAUCGAUAGUACAAAAACUAUUGGAGCUGAUUUAUAAAGUGCAAAAGAUGACAAGCAAUGUAUGCAAAUGCUGCUAGUUGACACCGUGAAAUCAAUCACAAAAAUUCCACAAAAUGUAAAGAUAUAAAGAUAAGUGAACAGCCCAGUGCUCCGACCCUUCUUCCAACGACUGCGCUCUCUCUGCGUAUUUGGAAGAGGUUGGGCCAAAACUGUGCAUGGCAGGACCGACCUCCCUGGAUACACCAAUGUCUAGCAUAGUUAUGAUGUUACCCACAUUCAACCCUAAAUGCUGUAUGAAGGGGGGAUGUACUCACCUUGGCAAUCUUUUCACUCAAAUAAGAUAAAUGAUUUCCCCACACUGCAACGCAAAUUCAGGCUCCCAUCUAGGGCACUCUUUUUCUACUUGCAAAUUAAAUCAUAAUACCUUAAAAAACUGCCAUAACAAAUCAGGGGGAGGGCUCCUCUCCCCUUUUGAACAGUUAUGCAUGUAUUGAACCCCCCCCCCCAAAAGUAUUGUCUAUUACAUAUAACCUGUUAUCAUCUGAUCACUCAACAUGGACGACCGAGUUUAUAAGGUUCUGGCAUGGGGAACUGGGACAAUCAUAUGAUAAAGAACAGUCCCUAUGCUGCUUGUAAAAUGAAAAUCCAUCCACUCAAUCCUGAGAUAGAAUCAGUAUGAAUUAUCGCCAAGUGCUGUAAGUAGAUACUAACUUCUGGAAAACACUCCAUAGGAAGAGGAGUAACAUCUCUAAAUAGUAUUAUAUUAUCCCUCACGAUAUAGGUUUGGAAGCAGAUAAAUAUUUUUUAUCCAAAUCUGAUUUCAAGGAGGACCAAAUAGAGUACAUUCUAGAGGGAAUUUUACUGAUUUUAACCAAAGUAGUGGUUCCAAAGUAGUUUCUACCUGCAAAUGUUUUGCACGACGAUGGGCACCAAAUUCGCACCCAGUUAUGCCAAUCUAUUCAUGGCCUAUUGGGAAGAGAGAUUUGUUUUCCAUGGACAUUCCUGGGUGUCGAGUCUGGUGUCCUAUCGCUGGUACAUUAAUGAUAUAUUUUUAAUAUUAAAGGGUCCACUCACAGAUCUUGAGAUUUUCUUAGCCCUUUUGAACAACAGUAAUUGGGGCAUAGUUUUAACCUCUACUUUUAGCACUUCAGUCUCAAUUUUUUAUAUUUGACGAUUUUUAUUCAAGAUUCAAAUAUGAAGACCAAAAACUGUUUUAAGACCGUGGACGCAAAUGGCUAUAUUGAAAAAAGGAGUUGCCAUCAUAAACCUUGGCUUGAAAAUGUUCCAGAAGGUAAAUUUUUAAGAAUCAGACAAAACUGUACUGAUGACCAGGAUUACAUCAUACAGUCCAAUAGGUUUAAAGAACAAUUUUUGGAAAAAGGGUAUAAAGAAAAUAACGUGGACACACAGCUAGAGAUGCAGUAAAGAAAAUUCUGAGAAAGAAACUUCUAAAAAGAAAGAUAUGAACACAUGAAGAAUGAUGUCCCUUUCAUCUGUAAUUUAAAAAAUUUAUUUAUUUAUUUAUUUCAAGACAGAAUGAGAACAUACAACGUGUCCGUAACAUGAGUAUACUAUACAAAGACACACUUAAAUGUAGAAAAGUUAACAAUAGUACUAUACAUAUGAAUAAAAAAAAACUUUUUCGUAUAAAGCAUAUCAAUUGUAGCCCUUAAGGUCCUGUAGUACAUUGUGUCUUCAAGCCAAUCUUGGAGAAUUACCACAUUCAACAACCUGCCUUGGUUUUUAUUUUUGCAAGUAAAAUAGAAUCAUUUACAAUCUGUCUGACCAUAUAGUAAAAAGAUAGAGCACUUUUCGCUUGAGAGUUUAUACCCCUGUUAAGAACGUCAGAGGGUAGUAUACUAGCAUAUUUUGCUUGUUUUCACUCCAAGUGUUUCAUGAGGAAUUAUUCGCUGUGCAAGUGUACAUGGUGAACAAGAAAUAAGGAAAUGUAAGUGGACAGAAAAGAUAAAGAGAUUAGCGAAGAGGGGUAAGGUUGAAGGGUGGGGGGGAGUAUCAUCGGAUUCCGUUUGUGUCACCACUUGCGAGAGGUGGAUAGGUCUAUAUAUCGUGUCCGAUUCGGUCCCUAGGCCAUUUGGUUCCCAAGACUCUCCCUGUUCGAAGAUAGGUGCUAUGUGCCUCGCCCUUUCGAUACCACCCCACCCUCCCCCUUGUCACUGACUGUGCUAGCCAUCCAAGGGCUCCAGGUCUUUUCAAAUUUAGUCAUGGACCCUCUAACCUGUGCUGUUAACUUGUCCAUAAGGAAGGUAUCUUUAAUUUUUUGCAGUACCACAGGGAUCGUGGGUGUCUCCCUUUGUAACCAUACCUUUGCCAAUGCCAGCCUUGCGGCUAAGGUUAGUUUAUGUAAUAGGUUUUGUUCAGCUUUUGUCUAAUCUUCAAUCGAUCUGGCAAAGAGGAGCACCCAAGGGUCUAAUUUGACCUCUUUUUCAAAAAUGUCACCCAUUAACGUUGCAAUCCAUUUCCAAUAGGCCUGAGCCUCCUGGCAAUCCCACCACAUGUGGAUAUAGGUGCCCCGUAGUCCGCAGCCUCUCCAACACAAAUCUGUGGUAGGUUUAUUAAUUCGGAACAAUUUCACCGGCGUAGUAUACCGUCGAAAUAAGGUCUUAAAUGCAAAGAGACACAGGCUGCUGCCUCCGAAAUCUCCUGCCACUCUAUGCCUUCUAAUUCCUCGCCUAGGUCAGCCUCCCAUUGUUCUGUGUAUGUAAUCUGUCCCCAUUCUAGCAUUUGCGUACUCAAUUGGGAGUAUACGUAUGAGAUUAACCCGCUCGGGAAUUGUUCCCUAAGGCACAUUCCUUCAAAUUAUGUAAAUCGUGUGAGGGCCGCUUUCUUAACUUGCGGGUCUUGGGCGUAAUCCCUUAACUGUAAGUAUCGUAAAUAAUCAAAAGUUCUCAAUGGGGCCCUAGUUUUCAACUCCUCGAACGUCACCAAUGAGCCAUUUCAAUCUCUGCAGUCCCGCAUUCUCAAUACUUCUAAAGUCCCUUGCUAUCAUUCCCGGGGGGAACUCUCUGUUCCUUAGGAACGGGGUCAUCGGUGAGGGGGACGAUGCCAAGCUAUAUUUGGAAGCUGCCUCAUCCCAUAUUUUAAGGGAGUUUGAUAUUGCGGGGCAUGCAACCUGGUUAAUCGGUCUAUGUUCCUUAGGGAUCCACAUCAUGAACUGGGGUAAGUCUGUACCCAGGAGUGAGGACUCCAAAUCUACCCACCUUCUCUCCACGUGAUGUGCCAUAGUGCUACCUGUGCCAGCUGCACUGCUAUGUAAUAAUAAUAAAGAUUCGGGAGGCCUAAUCCCCCUCUGUUCUUUGCUCUAAAAUUUCAUCUGUAAUUUUAAUGGCAAGAACAAAGAAGUACGUUGAGCAGUUAGGAAGUACUGGAAUAUUUUACAGGAUUAUCCAAUCCUAAAUAAGAUUCUACCUCAACAACCUAAGUUUGUCUAUAGAGGCACUAAAAAUCUUACACAAUCUUUAGUACAUAGUUGCUGUGCACGUAAAAUACCCAACCAUUUCCUAAACCAAAACAUAGGUUAUCUUUUGAGUGGCUAAUAUGUAAUUUUUUUUAGGGCUUUAUUUAUCUAGUCCUCUGUGUUGUUUUGCUUAUUUUUGUUCUUAUUUGUGUUAGUUUCCUACCUGGCUUUAAUUUCUGUCAAAAAAUAUGCUCUUUUUGAUGUUUGCCGAUCUCCUAUGCAGCCAGGAGAUCGGGCUUAAGCAUUUCCUUAUGUUUAUCAUUGCUUAGCAACGUGACGUCAUGAUGCACGAUGGCGGCCAGACCCCAGGAGGACUCUGUAAAAAUAAUAAUAAUAGGAUUCUGUCAAAUAAUAUGGUCGUUUUGAUGAUUGCCAAUCUCCUAUGCAGCCAGGAGAUCGGCUUAAGCAUUUCCUUAUGUUUGUUUAUCAUUGCUUAGCAACGUGACGUCAUGACGGACAAUGGCGGCCAGACCCCAGGAGGACUCCAAUUUUUCACUUUGGGCAGAGGGGGUGGCUUUGGACUUAUCCACUGUCUAUUUUGUAUAUAAGUGUGUGAGUGUGUUGUAAGGGGGGAGGGACAUGAUGCAUUGACAAAGGGAUUACCCCAAAACGUUUGUUAUUUGUCCUCCCAAUAAAUGUCAGUAGCACCUUGUUUUGUGCACACAGCAACUACUUGCAGAGCCUCUAUUUUUUUCUAUUUGUUGAGUGGCUAAGAAGAUUCACCUUGAAGAUUGCCAGUGUAUACUACCUUUUACUCUAUCUGAGAGGGAGACAUGCCUGAAUUUCCAAACAUCCCCCUGUGUUGAUUAUACUGCACUAUAUUUGACCUAGUGAUUCCAUAAUAUUUUUAUACAGGUUGUAUAUAUUUUUAUAAUAUAUUCACUUGGUGAUUCCCAUAUGUAUUUUAUUUUCCCAUUUUGUCUCUUUCGUUUUUAUCAGUAACGCUGAGAGGGUCUGGAGGGCCAGAGGUGGAGAGACCUCUUUAACGCCAGAUUUGAAGUCAUCAGCCAGGAUUUCUGGCAUCGCAUUAACUCUCUGCUCUGCAAUAUCUACUCAUCCAUCUGCACAGAAGACCCAUGCUGCAGAAUUAACUUCCCUCUCUUUUUCUGGAGCUAUUUCCAAGCCACCGUCCAUACACUCAUAGAACCUGAGGGCACUUGGAAUUACUAAUAUAUACAAAUGAAUAACACACGUGUUCACCACAGUGGGAAAGGGUUAAAAAUAAAAUUUACCCUAAUACGGGAAUAGAUUGUAAAAAGAUCCCUUGUUCUCCUUUACAUACAUAUACAAAAAUACAAAAUACAAUCUAAAAAUGUAAAUAGAGAGAAAUAGCAGGUAAUGGUGUAGAAUCAAUGUCACCAAGCAAAGCGCUGAGUAGAAUUGCACUCACAAAAUAUUCUUUGACUGCAGGCACAUAAAAUAUUAAAGAUGGAAGGAGCUCAGUCCUCUUCUCUUUCUUCCUUAAAAGGGGUUUAAAACAGAGAGACACAAAACAUAGUGCACCAAUAAAAAUAAAAUGUAUGUAAUUUAUUUUAGAUUGCACUCACAGGAUAUCUGUAAAAUUCAGCUUAUCACAAUGAAGUCUCUGAACAGACUGUGAAGCUUUCAGAUGUUCCUUCCGGUCAGCAGACAAAAUAGGAUAGUCAAAAAAAUAUAUAAACGAACUUAACAAAAUAAACAAAUAAAAGUCCAAUAAAAAUUAUUGUGCUAAAGGGGUCUCUCCGCCCUACGCGUUUCGUUCUCUCGAACUUCGUCAGGGGAAGUUGUGUCAGAGUCCUAAUUCACCUUCCUCCAUCUUUUAAAUGGACUCUUGGCGCCUUUUUCGCCGUUCUGACGGCGCCAUGUGGAGUGGAAUCACCUGAGUCCGUGUGCGUUUCAAGCACAACACUUCCGCGUAUCACUAAGAAAAGAUACUUCCGGUAUCGUGUGGAACGCACCAUGCGUUCCAAAUAACGAACCGGAAGUUCCAAAGAAACUUUCAUUCAACCAUACAUAAUACGAAAUGAAUUGUAUAUAAAUAAAUAAAAAGAUGCAGAAAAAAAAACUGGAAAAGAUACUAUUGUGAGUAAAUGAGAUCACAUAAAAUACAUGUGUAAAUAAUAUAUGGAAAACCCAAACCUGUGGGUAUGAGGCUUAUAUAGUUUGUAUACAGGGGCUUAAAUACCAUCCAAAAGACUUAGAUACAAAAAUCUCAAGAGCAAAAAAGGGACCAGGGUGAAGGACUACUAAAUCCAAUGAAGGGAUUGAAAGGAGAUAACAAAAUAUAAAUAAAAAUGAUAAUACUGACAACUAUGAUGUUAUUAUUAAUAAUAAUAAAAAAAUAAAAAUAAAUGUGCAAAAAAAAUAAUAAAUAAAAAUGAAAAUAAUAAUAAUAAUAAUAAUAAUAAAUAUCGAAAAUUAAAUGACCUCCUUUCAACUCCCACAAUGCAAAAUAGUGUAAACGUGCAGAAGUGGCUACAGUGGGGUGGAAAAAGAGAACAGAACUUCUCGACUGUAGGGAGGGGUAUUGCAGAGCUGAGAAAAGGAAAAAAUCAUAAAAAACAUGCCAUGUCAAAAUCGACAUUUAGGCCUAUUGGAGAAGAGGUUUUAAGUGUAAAAAUCCAAUAGCCCACUCUCUGCCUUAGUUUCUUGAUCAAAUCUCCUCCUCUUUCGUCGAGGGUUACUUUCUCUUUACCAGUACAUAGAAAAGUUCUGAAAUCAAAUUAGGGCAAUUGUUACAAUGGACCGGAACUGAGUGUGUUUGUAAGUUUUUCCUUAUGUUGUUACAAUGCUCUAAAAACCUUACUUUUAAUGUUCUACCGGUCCUCCCUACGUACUGCAGGCCACAACCGCAUGUUAGUAAGUAGACCACGUUAGUACUAUUACAAUUAAUGUAAUCUUGGAUUUUAAAAUUCAACCCAGUCUUUCUACUUUUAAACUCGACUGUUUUUUUUUUUUGGUAGAAACAUAGAAACAUAGAAUGUGACGGCAGAUAAGAACCAUUCGGCCCAUCUAGUCUGCCCAAUCUACAGGCCUUACAUUUCCCGCAUUUAUAAAACCCUUUAAGGGUGAUAUCUUUCUUAAAUUUGGUUCUAAACAUGCUUGGAGCUAAAACAUUUUUAAGGUCUCUACUUUUUUUGAAAAUGAUUUUAGGGAACGAUGAAAUUUGAUUGCUCAAAUAUUCGUCUUCCAAUAAUAAAGGCCAAUAUUUUUUUAGAACUUUUUUAAUCUGUGGAGCAUGAGCAUUAUAUUGGGUGAUGAAAGGUGGAACUGAAAAAGCAUCAUCUUUGUUCUUACUUAUGGCUUUGUCUAUUAAAAAAUGGUCCCUAUUUAGCUCCUUACAUUUAUUAAUCUCCUGGUCUGAAAGAGAAUUGGCAUAGCCUUUUUCAAUGAACUUCUUUAGGAUCGCAGAUUGUUCUAAAAAACAAUCAGCAUCCGAACAAUUUCUCUUAAGUCUUGUAAACUGGCUACGGGGAACACCACGUAGCCAGUUGGGAUAAUGAGCACUCUUUGUGUGGAUGAAAGAGUUAGUCGGUCAGCUUAAAGAAUGUCUUAGUCUUAAUGAUAGAAUCGUCUAUAUAGAUUGUUAAGUCUAGAAAGUUAAUAAUGCAAGGAUCAAUUUCUGGGGUGAAACGUAAAGACUGGUCAUUGUUGUUGAUAAAAGUAAAAAAAUCUUUAAGUCUGUCAGUAGAACCCUACCAGAUGAUAAGGAUGUCGUCUGUAUCUCUGCCAGAGCACCAAGUCCGCGCCAAAAGGGUUAUUGUUCCAGACAUUAGCUGUCUCCCAGUUGUCCAUAAAGAUGUUGGCGUAACUUGGCACGAACUUAGUGCCCAUGGCGCUCCCCUGUACUUGUAAAUAGAAAGCCUUAUCAAAAAUGAAAAAAUUGUGCGUCAAAAUUAAUUCUAUACUCUCCAAAAGAAAUUGGCAAAAAAGGGGAGAAAUAUCCGAGUCAAAUUCCAGAACACGUCGUACCGCCCUAAGUCCUUUCUUGUGGUCUAUACAGGUGUAUAAUGAAGUGACAUCCAGAGUUGCCAACAUGUAGUCCUCUCUCCAUUCAAUGCAUUUGAGUUCCUGUAUCAGGCUUUUUGUGUCCCUAAGGUAAGAUCUCGCAUUUUGAGCAUAUCUCUGGAGAUAGAAGUCCACAAACUCGGACAAUCUGGAUUUCAAAGAGUCCACACCACUAAUGAUAGGGCGUCCUGCAGGUUGUGAGAUAGACUUGUGGACCUUUGGGAGAAAAUAAAAGGUAGGAAUCCUAGGGAAAUCUGCAAAUAAAAAGGAAAAGUUCUUAUCGUCAAGGAUACAUUGACUCUUUGAAUUCAUUAGAAAAUCUUUGGGUUUUCUGUUAUAUUCCCAAUUAGGAUUAUAAUCAAGUUUAAAAUACGUACUUGUAUCUCCCAAGAGUCGAUGGGAUUCAUUCAAAUAAAACUGCGUUGGCAUUACCACUAUCCCCCCUCCCUUGUCCGCAUUCUUGAUCACAAUGUCAUCCCUGCUCCUUAGCUUCUUAAGAAUAUCAUUUUCAUUUGCUGUGAGGUUAAAGUUUGUUAUUUUGGGAUUUACUUUCUCCAAGUCCUUAAUAACAAUUUUAGAGAAGGCCUCUAUGUGACUACCUUUAUCACUUGGGUAGAAAGUGGAUUUUGGUUUAAACGGGGUCUCAUUAAUUUUCAUCUCUGGUGGACUAAGGUGGGGCUUGAAAAAACAAAAGUUUAUAGGCGCUCUCUAUAAUACAACAAAUAAGUGAGGGCUACUGUAUACAGUACAAGGAUUCCCAAAACCUUGUGUAAUAGUGAAACAGAGAUAGAAUAUGGCGUAUACUGCGUCCAAAAUCAUACGUACAUACAACUGCAGAAGGAGGGGCUGUUAAAAACCUCAGGAUAAUAAAACAAAAAAACAAUAAUAGUGCAAUACAAUUUGACAAAGUGCAAGAUAUUAGCUUGGUAACUGUAGGAAAACCACUCACAUUUGAUAGAGCUAUGUAUGAGCUCUGCUGUAUAGCGUGUGGACGGUAUGAUCCGCGUCUAAGGAUAUAGGAUGAUAGAGAUGGUACUGAACCUCCAAAUGCGAGUGCAGAUAUUGAUGAUAAAUAUAAAAGUAGAAGAGAGAAAACUCUGAUAGUAUAGUAAGUACCCCCUUUUUCUUUCUUAGCAAAAAAUCUUUUAAGGGUUAAUGUCCGAAUAAAUUUGUUCACAUCUACAAAGAGAUUAAAGGGAUUAGACAGUGAGAUUCUUUAAAUUAUCCUUCUCAAAGUCUAUAAUGACUCCCAUUAAAAUUUUGGAGCAUUUCUCCAAUGCUGCAUCCCAUCCGUUUGGAAUGUUCUAAGCCAUUUGCUGGCAUUUUAUUAAGGCGUAAACCUCUAGGAAUUAAAUCCUCCUUUAUAUAUGAUUCCAGAAAGGAGAUUUCCCACCAUUUCUUUGUUUCUUUAGUGGCUAGUUUUUCCUUUUUUUUUUUUUUUUAUUCAAUGACUUUAUUUUGUUGUGCAUUUAGUAGAAUACAUUUUAACUUGUAUUGCCACGACAGCAAUGACAAGCCUGGUAAUACAAACAGUUGGUUCUGUACAUAGCAUGCGAUAAAUCUGCACAUUUUUAAAGUAGACAAUGAACAGGCUAAACAAACAUAGCUAGGUCAGGUUGCUAACAAGAGAUAGGUGCCUAUUGUAGAUCGACAUGCGAAGAUUAAACAUACCAUUGAUGAUCAAGCUUUUUAUGUUGCAAGGCAAGCUGGGUUAUACAGGCUAGGUUUAGCUUUGUAUGGGAUUGAGUAGUGGGCGUUUGUUGCAUUCAUUACUCAAGAAACAUAGACAGUGCACUUAUAGUAAUUUAAGAGGAGUGGACAACAUUGUGGAAGCAUAUUGCAUACACGCUACAGUGUAAGGAGUCGUACAUGUUAACCAUUAUACAGUGUAUUGCUUAGUAAAAAGAGUGACACGAAGGACUAACUUGAUAUGUUGGAUUACAGCUGUGUACAUUGAGCCAUUUAUACGUGGGAGAGCGGGUACAGGGCUUAAGUAGCUCUUGUGAUAGUUAAGUUCUGUGCGCCAGAUAGAGUAAAAUAAUAAUAAAAGAGGGGUGGUGCCCCCGAGCAUAAGGGGGCCUGAGGGAUAGGGCCCUACGUGAAGAUCCCUGACUGAGUCCUCUCAUGGAUCCCAGGGACCUUGGUCCAUGCACGUGCGGCCGGGAUGUAUGUAAAAAAAAAAAAAAAAAAGGUGAUAUAUAUAAAAAAUGGGUAAAUGAAUAAAAAAUGUGAGUAAAUAAUGUUGAGGGGGGGGGAAGGGGAGAGAAUUACGUGAGGAUAGCUGGCUGCUUGAGGUGGAAGCUAUCGCUGCUUAGAAGUGUGUCUCGUGCCUCCCCUCAUGCCUUUGUUCCCAGAUGAGACUUAGAGGUAGCGUAGAGCCUAUAAAUGGCAGUGCUCAGUGCAACGGUAACUAGCACCCGGGUGCGCCAACUUAUGCAGUGUCGCCCUAAGGCCAUAAGAGCAACUUCGGUGCAUGCAGUUAACAUAGGUCUUUAACAUUCGCAAAGCUCAGGUAUUCGUUGCAGCUUGUCUGCGUAAAAGUUAAAUCAUAUAAAGUUUGUGAUGAUUUCCAUAUGGUGAGAGGCAGUCGUUAUGCACGUAGGGGCAAGAAUUUAAAGUUAGCCCACCCAGAGGCGCUUUAUCUCGGCGUACGGCCACCAUCUAAAUGUUUAGCUUUGCGUGUGUGCGCCAGUGUGUGGAAUUAGUGUGUGCGCUAGUGUUUGGAACUGCAUUAGGAACUGUACUCGUCGUUUACUGUUAGCAUUCAUCUGAGUCUGUGGGCUGUUUAACCCUCAACUAUGCGACCCGUUAAUGUAGUAAUAUGCUAAUAAGAAAAGCUUAUGGUAGUGAAUUAAAAACAUAUAGUGUUAAGUCCUUGCUGCCUAGUCAGAUGCUCCACAAUCUAUAUUACCUUGCAUAUUUAUGGCUGAAAAGAGCAUAUAAACAAACACAUUACAUUAUGUACAUUAUAACCGCCUAACCUAUUAUAAUUCUGACUUGUGGAGUUAGAGAAUGCUUAUGAUUUGAGGGCAACUAGCAUUAGUGCAUAAGCUGAACUGAGUGACAGAGCGUUCCCUAAAUUCUUUAAGUACAUGGAUAUAUAUGCUAACUAACAAUAGAGUAGAUGCAAACAAAAAAAUGAAAAAUGUGAACUGUAAACUGCAGGGUGGCCAUGUUAGGCUACAUGGAUGUCUAAGGGGAGUCUCUCAUGGCACUGCUACCACACUGACCCCGGGCAGCCAGGCCUCCUUCCGUCCUCCCUAUGCCGAUCUCUGCUCACCGGUCAGGUCUCCCGUGGCACCGUGGGCACUCAGGAGCGUAAACUGUCCACCGGACCCCACCACAAAGUCCACUGGUUGUCCACUCCCUGCACCUCCCCAGCUCCACUUGAGUCCCUUGAAGUGUGCGUUCCAAUGUCUCACCCGGUGCCGGCCACACAUUUGGAGUCGAUGCCCAUCCCCCACGACCACCGGUCCGUCGGGAGGGUAGCGCGGUUCCACCCCACAGGGCUCACGGCUUCGGGGACAGGUCUCUCCGGGGACCCCACAAACCCAGAGGCUUGGGCGCCCACUCCCCAGCGGUCAGUGGCACAGCAUGGAAGAUCCGUCCAGUGUUCGGCCUUACCAAGGCCCGUGUGGGCCGCCCAUGCUAGACCCCUUUUGGUGCCUGGAGUGAGUCUUCGGGCGGGCUCGUUUCUUGUAGCCUUUACCCGUUCAGGUGGUCGGCUCGGGCCCCGCGCGGUUUCCUCCGCCCCGGAGGGUGCCGCUUCCAUGCGGCCGGGGGCGGGGGGGGGAGCGGAGCCGGGCCGUCAUCCGCAACUGUGUGGCCUCCAUGUAGGCCUUAUAGCUGGUAUACCUUUAUCUUUGGGCUGCUGGUCAGUGAUCUGUGCGUCUUCAGGGGUUGCCAUCGUCCAGGCUUAUGAUGGCGAGUAGGCCGCUUCGUUGUUUUCGGUGUUCCCGGCCCAAAUCCGGCCUCGGUGUGGCAUCCCCCUGAAGCUUGGGUGUUUCUCGUUAAGUAUAUGUCGUUUAUAUCUGGUUUGGGGUGGUCUGAGUGUGGAUUUAUUGCAGUUUUCCGGGCUCAGGCCAGGAGCUAUGGUGUUCUGCUGCCUUUCAGCUCGGCGGCCCGGCCCCGCCCCCAGUUUUUCCAACUUAUAAAAAUAAGUGUCUAAAUUUAGUUUUUGAGGUUGUCUGCCAUCAUUUUGUGAACUUAGUGGUUCCUUAAUAUUUUUAUACAGGUUGUAUAUAUUUUUAUAAUAUGUUCACUUUGGUGAUUCCCAUACGUGUUUUGUUUUCCCAUUUUGGCUCUUUAGUUUUUAUCAGUAACACCGAGAGGGCCUGGAGGGCCAGAGGUGGAGAGACCUCUUUAAUGCCAGAUUUGAAGCCAUCUGCCAGGAUUUCUGGCAUCGCAUUAACGGGCGCUCUGCAAUAUCUACUCAUCCAUCUGCACAGAAGACCCAUGCUGCAGAAUUAACUUCCCUCUCAUUUUCUGGAGCUGUUUCCAAGCCACCAUCCAUACACUCACAGAGCCUGAGGGCACUUGGAAUUGGAAGGUCUAUGGACUUGGGGCACUUCAAGGUCUGGGGCCAAUGUUACCGCGACCUUUGGCUCUGCAAUUUAAUAUACGACAGACAACAAGAAACCCAGCACAUCCUGAAUUAUCAGGCAAUGGAGAGAGGGGACAGCAAGCCUGGUAUGGGGUUGGACUUUCUAUUAUGGCCUAACUGCAGCAUAGGGUGAUUAAGCCAGAUGAUAGCUCUAUGUACCGAAGGCAUCAUCUCCGUUAAUAUAGUAGAUCUAUGCUUAUAUUUUAUGUCUUAUGCUAUUUGCAUUUUUUUCUCAUAUCUAAUACCCAGUGGUAUUCCUGCUAAUCAUAUUGUCAGUUAGCAUAGCCUGAAUUAUCUAUUGUCCUUUAUUAGAAAUAUACUUAUAAAGGUGGAGCGCUAAUGACUUCAGGAACACCCAGAAAAUCUUGAGGUUGUUCCAGCUCAGAAUCGCAUAGAAAAAUAAAGAGAGCAAAUCAUAGUGGAGUAUGAUUUUAACACAGAACAUUAUGCAAAUUUAUUAUGACAAAUUCUAGACAUAUAACACUCCUAUCUGUACUUAGAACUGAGUGAUAAUAGACAUAAAACAGUACAAAAAAGGUUAAAAUUGGCCUCUUACAAGAAUAUGGUAGUGAGCAUAUGCAGUACCAACUGCUACUCACAAAACGCUUAUGGUUCUCAAGGAACGCUCUGUAUAGGAUGUAGCCGGUAGAUGCAACAGGAAUCCUCCAUGGAUAGAUGUUAAAACCUUUGCAACCAGAGUCCGUGAUCCGAGCGUCCCAGUGCUGUUUGAGAUUCGCAGGUAUUCAAACUCCGCCCUCUAUGGUAAGCGUCACUUAUAGAAACAUAGAAACAUAGAAUGUGACGGCAGAUAAGAACCAUUCGGCCCAUCUAGUCUGCCCAAUUUUCUAAAUACUUUCAUUAGUCCCUAGUCUUAUCUUAUAGUUAGGAUAGCCUUAUGCCUGUCCCACGCAUGCUUAAACUCCUUUACUGUGUUAACCUCUACCACUUUAGCUGGAAGGCUAUUCCAUGCAUCCACUACCCUCUCAGUAAAGUAAUACUUCCUGAUAUUAUUUUUAAACCUUUUGUCCCUCUAAUUUAAGACUAUGUCCUCUUGUUGUGGUAGUUUUUCUUCUUUUAAAUAUAGUCUCCUCCUUUACUGUGUUGAUUCCCUUUAUGUAUUUAAAUGUUUCUAUCAUAUCCCCUGUCUCAUCUUUCCUCCAAGCUAUACAUGUUAAGAUCCUUUAACCUUUCCUGGUAAGUUUUAUCCCGCAAUCCAUGAACCAGUUUAGUAGCCCUUCUGAACCCUCUCUAAGGUAUCAAUAUCCUUCUGAAGAUACGGUCUCCAGUACUGUGUACAAUACUCCAAGUGAGGUCUGUACAAUGGCAUGAGCACUUCCCUCUUUCUACUGCUAAUACCUCUCCCUAUACAACCAAGCAUUCUGCUAGCAUUUCCUGCUGCUCUAUUACAUUCCGUAGUUGUCACCGCGUCUACGCGUAAAUGGCUUCAUCAGGACGUCAAGUGGUGAUGUCACCUCGUCGUGGGAAUUCCAUUUCAGAAGCAACUCGCUCACAAACUAUUGGGCGAGCGCGGCAGGCUCAAUUUGCAUAAUGCGAUUCACACAUAGGCAGUCUACAUAAGUCCAUACUUAUAACCAAAGGGUACAUAAAAAACCACUACUCAUAUGUCACAUCUUAAAAUUAGUAAAAACAAUACAGAAACUUUUUACAUGAAUCCAUAAAACAACAUAGAAAAAUAUAUAAAAUGGGAAUAAAUCGAAUACACAGUAGAGCUGCUACACACCUGUGUGAACCCAAACACACAAACAAAAAAAUACAGAAAUAUACUUAUACUACGGAAGUGAGGCUUACCAUAGAGGGCGGAGUUUGAAUACCUGCGAAUCUCAAACAGCACUGGGACGCUCGGAUCACGGACUCUGGUUGCAAAGGUUUUAACAUCUAUCCAUGGAGGAUUCCUAUUGCAUCUACCGGCUGCAUCCUAUACAGAGCGUUCCUUGAGAACCAUAAGCGUUUUGUGAGUAGCAGUUGGUACUGCAUAUGCUCACUACCAUAUUCUAUGAUUUGCUUUCUUUAUUUUUCUAUAUGAUUCUGAGCUUGAACAACUUCAAGAUUUUCUGGGUGUUCCUGAAGUCAUUAGCGCUCCACCUUUAUAAGUAUAUUUCUGUAUUUUUUUGUUUGUGUGUUUGGGUUCACACAGGUGUGUAGCAGCUCUACUGUGUAUUUGAUUCUAUUGUAAAAGUCUUGUUUAAAUACUUUUUCCAAGUGGUGGGAUAGGAGUUUUUGCUACAUUUUUUCCCCCCAUCAACUUCUUAUAGCUUUUAUAUUUAUAAAUUUCUUUUUCUAAUGUCCUUUAUUAACUCAUUGCUGACGUAUUCAUUAUCUUGUUUACUAGCCUGAUUUUAUUUUCUUAAAAAUUGUGCAGAUACAGCGAAUGUCAUGUUAAUGUUUUCUCAUGCCUGUUAUUUUGAAUGCUUACUAAUGCUGUUUUUACAUUGUAAGCUUGACUGUAUUUAAGUGCACAGCAAAAAAAAAAAAAAAAGAAGGAAGGAAGGCUUAGAGUAAAACUGUUCCUCUUUUUUGCUUUAGUCUAACUUUGUUGCCCUAACAACUGAGCAGAAUUUGAAAAAGUGGAACUUGAAACUGAAACGAAUCUUCCUCUUGAAUAUAUUGAAUAUAAAGGAACACACUGAUUUAGAAAAUUAACAAUUUUUGCAGUGUUGCAGGGUGCAUUAUCCUGCUGAAAGAAACCACUGCCAUCAGGAAACACGAUUGCCAUGAAGUGGUGCACAUGGUCCGCAACAAUCUCUAGGUAGGUCGUAUGUGUCAAGGUAACAUCCUUGUGAAUGCCAGGACCAAAGGUUUCCCUGCAGAACAUUGCCCAGAGCAUAACACUGCCUAUUAUGGACAAUGGCGUCACUAGGGGGCGGGGCCGUAGGGGCCCAUGCCCCACCCUACAUUAUGUUGUGCCCACCCCAAUUCAAACAUGGUACUGACCUAUGUGAGAAGAGGCGCAUCGCGGUGGAAAGCUCCGCCCCUUGUGAUAAGCCACACCCACUUUUAAGCUCUACCCCCUGCCCGAUGAACCUCAGAGCUCCUUGAAGGCUGGCUGGGCUGGAAGGUGAGCAGACACAGGGGAGAGGGGCUACAUAAGGGCACAAGAGGGGUUGGGGGUAAAGAGGGCACAGGAGGGGAGGGGGCUACAUAAGAGCAGAGGAGGGGAGGGGGUUACAUAAGGGCACAGGAGGGAUGAGGGGCUAAAGAGAGCACAGGAGGGAUGGGGACUAAAGAGGGCACAGGAUGGGGAGCACAAAUAGAUACACAGGUGCUGGGGAAAGGCACACAUAUGGGCUGGGGGACACAAAGAUACGCAGAGGGGGAACAAAGACACACUCAGAGGGGCUAAGGGUAAACAAAGACACACAGGAGGACACGGGGGGAACAGACAUACAGAGGGGCUGUGGGCACAAAAAGACACACAGAAGGGCUGGUGGGACAUAGAGGAACCUAAACCACACCCCACUUUUAAGCUCCACCCCCUGCCUGACGAACCUCAGAGCUCCUUGAAGGCUGGCUGGGCUGGAAGGUGAGCAGACACAGGGGAGAGGGGCUACAUAAGGGCACAAGAGGGGUUGGGGGUAAAGAAGGCACAGGAGGGGACUACAUAAAAGCACAGGAGAGGAGGGGAGGGGGUUACAUAAAGGGCACAGGAGGGAUGAGGGGCUAAAGAGAGCACAGGAGGGGAUGGGGACUAAAGAGGGCAUAGGAUGGGGAGCACAAAUAGAUACACAGAGGUGCUGGGGAAAGGCACACAUAUGGGCUGGGGGACACAAAGACACGCAGAGGGGGACAAAGACACACUCAGAGAAGCUUACUGUAGACAAAGACACACAGAGGGGUUGGGGGGGGCACAGACAUACAGAGGGGCUGUGGGCACAAAAAGAUACACAGAAGGGCUGGUGGGACAUAGAGGAACCUAGAAGCACUGGGGGGGGACAAAGAGACACACAGAGGGGCUGGGGAAGAGGAAAAAGAGACACACAAAGGGAGUAGGGGUGGAAACACACCUGCUGGCAGAAGAAAGAGGCCUGCUAGCCACAGCUGCAAGCCUGUAUGCUAACCAGCCACAGCAGUCUGCCAGCUGUCCACAUCAGCCAGCCUGGAUCGGCCAUGGCGAGACACAUGAUCUGCAGCUCUGCUCCCAGCAGAGAGAGCUGCAGACUGAACAUCAUGGCCACUGGACCACUAGGGAAUGGAUUUCUUUAAAAAAAAAUUAUUUUAGUGUGGGGAGGCUGCUCACUGAAUCUCUGACUUGUGUCACUCUUCUCCCACUUGUCAUUCCACACAAUAUCACACAUAUUCACUGUUACCCCCCACACACAAAUACACUGUCAUCCCCCUCACUCACUGUCACCCACACACAUACACUGUCAGCCCCCCACACACAUUGUCACCACUUACACACACGCUGUCACCCCCUAAACACACAUUGUCACUCCUUACUCACACAAUGUUACCUCUACACACACAGUCUUCCCCCUAAACACACACUGUUACACCCCCACAUACAGUCACCCCCCCUACACACACUCUGUCACCCAUACACACACGUUGUCACCACUUACACACACAUUUCACUGCCCCCACACACACAUACACUGCCCCACACACACAUACACUGCCAUCCAUACACACAUUGCCCCAUACACACAUACACUGCCCCCAUACACACACUGCCUCCACACACAUUGCCCCACACACACACUGCCCCCAUACACACACACUGCCCCACACACACCAUACACAUUCACACACUGCCCCCCAUACACACAUUGCCCCCCACACAUACACUGCCCCACACACAUACACUGCCCACCCAUACACACACUGCCCCACUCACAUACACACAGCCCCCCUUACACACAUUGCCUUACAGACACAUGCACAGCCCCCAUACACACAUUGCCCCACACACACAUACUCAGCCCCCAUACACACAUUGCCCCACACACACACACUGCCCUCCAAUACACACAUUGCCCCACACACCCUACACAUUCACACACUACACCCCCAACACUGAACUCCUCACACAUUGCACUACUCACACACAUCACUGCUCCUAUGCCCUACUACAGCACCAUAUCCCAGCAGACCCCAGGUAAGUUGUCAAACUGUUCUUAAACGGUUUGACUAUUUACUCUGGGAGGGGUAAGCUGUAGUGGUUAUUGUGCAGAGCUGUAGUGGUUAUUGUGCAUGUAUUAUUUCUUUAAAUAAUGUACAAGUGCCCCUCCCGAGAUCAGGCUCUGGAUGCGCCACUGUCUCAAAUACCUCCACUAUUCAAGAUGGUGGCUGCCUUUCCUCAAUGUGUGUGGGCCCUUGGCCUGUCUCAGCAGCCCCCAUGCAGUCAUUCGCACAGGCAGAUAGUGGAGUCCUCUUCUCCGACCAGGGAUGGCUUGAGGCAGAUGCAAACAACUCCACUUAGUAAUUUUCAAUCGCUUCUGGGCAGCCUUGGAAGUGCGUAUGCCAACAACAUCGUGUCUACCUUUGGCAAGGGACCGGAGGAGAAAGCUAUGGGGAUCGAAGUACCCACGCCGGACAUCACAUGUGAAAAAACACUUGUACUUACUGUUGUUUGCCCACCUGGGUUGAAAGCUACUAGGGUGUUGGCCCCAUUGCAACAUCCACACAAUCAUUAAAGGGACACUAUAGUCACCUGAACAACUACAGUUUAUUGAAUUUGUUCUGAUGAGUAGAAUCAUUACCUUCAGGCUUUUUGCUGUAAACACUGUCUUUUCAGAGAAAAUGCAGUGUUUACAUUACAGCCUAGUGAUAUCUUCCCUGGCCACUCCUCAGAUAGCUGUUAGAGAUCCUUCCUGGGUGUAAUGGCUGCCUAAAAUGCAUCCAAACAUUCGGUGUAUCCUCCCUCUGCAUGCAGACACUGAACUUUCAUCAUAGAGAUGCAUUGAUUCAAUUCAUCUCUAUGAGGAGAUGCUAAUUGGCCAGGGCUGUGUUUGAAUCAUGCUGGCUCUGCCCCUGAUCUGCCUCUUUGUCAGUCUCAGACAAUCUCAGACAAUACUAUGGGGAAGCAUUGUGAUUGGAUCAGGCUACCACUCCUGCUGAUGUCAGCAGGCAGUAGGCAUGUCAAAAGGAAAGUGUCAAAGCCAGCAGCUUCAGUCUUGAAUACAAGUAAGAUUUGCUAUAUUUAGGGAGGCAUGAGGGACCAAGGUGGCUAGAUGGUGGUUUUAACACUAUAGGGUCGGGAAUACAUGUUUGUGUUCCUGACCAUAUAGUGCUCAUUUAAGUAUACAAAAAAAAAAUCUUCGAUUACUACUACUACUUUUUACUUAUUACUACUUUUGCACAAUAUAUAAGUUUUCACUUUUAAAACUUUAUUCAACACCUUUAACUUGUGUUAACAUUUUUUUUUUUUUAAUAGGAUGCUCUAUUUAAAAAAAAUCACAUUGCAAAAUGGUUGGUCCCAUUACAGGCAUCCUAAUCAGUACAGAUAGCUGUUGUGGAUAUGAAGUUCAUAGUAUCCCUUUAAAUAUAACAGAGAAGUAAACACAUUAUGACUGUUUAUAGUUCUGUAGCUAUUGUUGACAUCUGAUCAUCAGCCACCGCUACAACCCAGCUCGGCUAUGUGAUUCCUAUUUUUAAGGAAAGCUCAGAAGUGACAGUUCCACUUUCAGGUUGCUGAAGUAAGUACUUUAUGUGUGAAGAGUGUUUCCUCUUUUUCAUUUUACAAAAAGUGCAGAUUUUAAUAGAAAUUGACACGUUUAUAAAUUAACUUUGUUACACUCCAUGGCUUUCAAACGACAAACGGUCCUGUUACUUCCUGGUUUGUUUAGAUCAUUGGAGCUAAACUCAAGAGACAGCAAUUGCUCAGAGCACCUGCCUUGCAAAGACUUCUCAUUGAGCUGCAUUGUGAAGUCUUUAAAUGGACAGCCACAGAAAGUUUGUGCUGAGGGCUUAUAAAGGCUAGAGACAGCAGAUCAGCAGCUGUUGCAAGCAGUUUUUAAAUAUAUGAAACAUGCAUGACUAAAUGCAUGCAUGUUUUCAAUGAGGGCAUAUAUACUAAACAAUUUUUUUUAUUUGGCAGUUGGGUGUCACUUAUAAUAAUGUAAAGCUAUUUUCAUUUAUUUAUGUAUAAGUUGAUAGCAGCUGUUGAUAAUUUCUGGAAAGAUCUCUUUACUUGUUUUAGAGUCUAGUUUAGAACAGUAUUAACAAAAAGAAAAAAGGAUACAGAGGCGCUAAGAACAAUAAACACUGGUGCAGCUAAAAUUACCCAAGUGUAGUGUCACCAAAUACACUUAAAAAAGUGAUAAGAUAAAAGGAAAAGGUGAUUAGCGCACACAAAAUAUAAAAGAUAUUACCUUAUACAAAAUAAUACCUCAGGUAAUUUUACAUUAGUUAGUUCUUGUAACCUAUACAUAGGUAAAUAAAACAUACAUAGUGUAACCUGUUUCCAUAAAAUACCAACGGUUGGCGUGACACUUCCGGCCAUGACCAUAUAUGGAAGUGGGUGGGAUUUUCUUGCACAUAUGUUGUCAUUUGUUAAUUUUGCUAAUUGCUAUUCUCUGAUAUAUAAGACCUUUUUACUUCACUGUGAAACUAGGUGCACUUGAGAAAGACCUAUGUAAGGUUGAAACGCGUUGUGCUUUUAUUGCUCAAAUUAUUUGUAUAUAUAUAAAUUUUUUAUUUUUUAUUUUGUUAUAAUAAAAAUACCUCCUUAUCUACUUUGGAGUUUGCUGCCAAUUCAUCAGUUCCAGGUUCCUGUGGACACACCUGAUGUACCAGCACUAUAUGUCUCAAGGAAGAGACGAUAAGCGCUACAAGUUUAGAGCCAACUUUUAAAAGGCUCUGGAAAUUGUGAGUGUGUGAAAGAAAGUUAUUCCUCACUUUGAUAUUUUAUGGAAACAGGUUACACUAUGUAUGUUUUAUUUACCUAUGUAUAGGUUACAAGAACUACCUACUGUAAAAUUACCUGAGGUAUUAUUUUACGUAAGGUAAUAUCUUUUAUAUUUUGUGUGCGCUAAUCACCUUUUCCUUUUAUCUCUAGUUUAGAACAGUUGGAAAUAUUAACACAAAUAUUUAUUCAUAAUCUAAGUACAGCCUGGGAAAUAUUGUGGGAAAUAUUAUGUUGUAUAUUAUUGUUACAUCACAGCACUAUUGACCAUAGAUUCCUUUACAGUAUUGAGAUGGCGAGCCCUUCCACGUGGUUCCUUAUUCUGUCCAUGGUCAUUACGUGCCACUGCGUUCCCUUGUGGUAUGACCGAAAAGGGGUGCUGGCAGACGAAGAUAGUCAGAGAACUGGAGGCAAUAUUAUUCUUGAAACAAGAGAGCUGGAGGCCAACAGAAAUUUAAUGAAAAUAAAAGCAGUAGAAAUGAGUGAAGCAAAACGUACUGAAGUAUUCCCUCCCAGCAUGCACUUCUUCAAGGCUCGGUACCUCAUCCAACAGAGCAAAGUUUUCAAAAUCUUACGAGAGAUGCCUAAAGGUAAGACAUAUAAAUAUUGUUUAUAAUACUUGAAGUGUGUUGCUUAACCCCUUAAGGAGACAUGACAUGUGUGACAUGUCAUGAUUCCCUUUUAUUCCAGAAGUUUGGUCCUUAAGGGGUUAAAGAUUAAGGUCAAAGAAAUUCAAGCCAGAUUAGCCAGGUUGAACAUUUCCAAUAUUUUGUAGGGGGUUUAAGGUUUUUUGGCAAAGUUUUAUUUUUUAUUUUUCCAACCACUAACAGAGUUGUUAAUUAAUAUUUUGAGGAUUUGAAGAUGAGGAUUUGGGGAAGGCAGAUGUGGUUCCUAUAUAAAAAAAGAGUUCAAAAUCCUUGCCUGUAAAUUAUAGACCUGUGAGCUUAACUUCUGUGGCUGGGAAAAUAUUUGAAAGGUUAUUAAGGAAUAAUAUUCAGGAAUUCCUUGAGAAGAACAUGGUUAUCAGCAAAAAUCAGCACGGUUUUAUGAAGCACGGGUGUAAAACUAACUUGAUUGUGUUCUACGAAGAAGUAAGUAGAAGUAUUGAUCAGAGUGUUGAAGUGGAUGUGAUCUAUUUGGAUUUUGCCAAGGCAUUUGAUACAGUUCCACACAAUAGAUUAGUGUUCAAACUCAAAGAUAUCGGUCUAGAUGAAAAUGCUUGUUCUUUGGUAGAACAUUGGCUUAAAAAUAGAGUACAAAGAGUUGUCAUUAAUGGUAGAUUUUCAAGCUGGACAGAGGUGGCAACUGGUGUCCCUCAUGAUUCUGUUCUGGGACCCCUUCUAUUUAACAUGUUUAUAAAUGGUCUUGAAAAAAGCAAAGAAAGUCAUGUUUCACUGUUUGCAGAUGACACCAAACUCUGUAAAGUAAUACAAUGUGAGCAAGAAAUUACUUUGCUGCAGAGGGAUUUAGGUAGACUGGGGGAAUGGGCACUCAAAUGGCAGAUGAAAUUUAAUGUUGAAAAAUGCAAAGUUAUGCACUUCGGCGUAAAGAAUGCACAAGCAACGUAUACCCUUAAUGGAAGCGAAUUAGGGAUAACAACACAUGAAAAGGACUUGGGAAUUGUUAUAGACAACAAACUAUGCAACAAUGUGCAAUGUCAAUCAGCAGUGGCCAAGGCCAGUAAGGUAUUGUCAUGCAUGAAAAAGGGCAUUCAUUUUCAGGAUAAGAAUAUAAUUUUGCCUUCUUAUAAAUCACUGGUAAGACCACAUAUUGAAUAUGCUGUGCAAUUUUGGGCACCUGUUCUAAAGAAGGAUAUUAUGGCACUAGAAAAAGUGCAGAGGCGGGCUACAAAAUUAAUAAAAGUAAUGGAACAUAUCAGCUAAGAAGAAAGGUUAACAAAUGUAAACCUCUUUAGUUUAAAAAAACAUCACCUGAGAGGGGAUAUGAUAACAUUAUACAAAUAUAUUCGGGGCCAAUACAAACCAUUGUGUGGAAAUCUAUUCCCAAACCGGACUUUACCUAGGACCCAAGGUCAUGCGUUUAGACUGGAAGAAAAUAGAUUUCGUCUAAGGCAAAGGAAAGGUUUUUUUUACUGUAAGAACAAUAAGGAUGUGGAAUUCUCUGCCUGAAGAAGUGGUUUUAUCAUAGUCCAUACAGAUGUUCAAAUGGCUACUAGAUGCAUACUUGCAAAAACAAAAUAUUCAAGGAUAUAAUUUUUCAAUGUAAUAACUGCUUGAUCCAAGGAUAAAUCUGACUGCCAUUCUGCGGUCAAAAAGUAAUUUUUUUCCUAGCUUGUUGCAAAAUUGGAAGUGCUUCAAACUGUUUUUUUUUUUUUGCCUUCUUUUGGAUCAACAGCAAAAAACAAAUGUGAGAAAGGCUGAACUUGAUGGACGCAGGUCUCUUUUCAGCAAUGUAACUAUGUAACACGAAUAGUUUAUUUUUUUUUAAAUUCAUUGUUUUGUUCUCAAAACACAAGGACUUGUUUCUAUGCUUGUCUGUAAAAAGCUGCCAUUAAGAAUACAACAUAUUCAUAUCUAGUAAAUGUUGGCAUAUAUAAUAUAUAACCCCCCAGGGAUGUAGACAAUUGUCCAAUGUUCUCAUUAAGUACCCCGCUACAUAUUAUAUAUUAUUUGAUAAAGAACAGAAAUAGCUCCUUUUAAUAUCCUAUAUGAAUGAAUAACAUUGUAAAAAUGGUAAAAAAAAAUGUAAAAAAAAAAGAAAAAUUAUUCAAAAUAAAUUUUCAUAUAAGUCCUGAUUGUAAAAUGCCUCCAAUGUCUUGGAUUUCAAUACAUUUUUGGUAAUUUACUUUAACCCUAUACCAAUUCCCCAACCCUAUACCAACCUUACUUAGAGCCGUAUUUUUACACUAACUCCACACCUAGUCAUACCUUACCCAUAAGCCUAACCCUACACUAUUUAACUGAGUAUUAACCCUUACCUUACAAAAAUACUAAUCCUCCACUAUCACACACCCUAACCCAAAUAUUAACCCUAACUUAUAGGGAUUCAAUCUGUUGACGUUAGUACUGAUAUCAGCAGAGGUAUUCCCUAGCUUACAGAACUAAUCGGAUUGUCAUUUUGGAGCAAUUGCUUUAUAUCAGGCAUGUGCAUGGGCAAAAAAUUUGGUUCGGUUUGGCACUUCCAAAAUUCGGGACUUUGGCAAUUAGGGAAUUUGGCACUUUGGGAAUUCCCUAACCCUUACCCCUACCCCUAAACUAACCCUUACCCUACCCCUAAACUAACCCUACCCCAUAAACUAGUAGGGUUAGGGGUUAGGUGUGGGGUAGGGUUAGGUUAGGGUUAAGGGUAGGGUUAGAUUCCUGUCAUUAUUCCGUUAAUUUUCCUUCCCUCUCUUGUUUUGCCACUUUUUUAGAAAUCCGAAGCACUUCGCACUUCCGAAAUUCAGCACUUUUGUAAUUCGGUUUGGCAAUUCAGGACUUCGGUUCGGUUUGGAAAUUCGGCAAUUCGGACAUUCGGAAGCACCCAAAUGUCCAAAUUGCCAAAAUUCGUCCGAAUUUAAAUUCGGACCGAAACGAAUUGCACAUGUCUACUUUAUAUUGAAUUGUUCACCUUUUUUUGGAUCACCAGAAGGAACCAUGUGUGAAAGUUAGAACUUGCAUGGACUUUAGUCUAUUUUCUAUCUAGAUUACUCUGUAACUUUGAAAACAUCUCACGGACUCUGAAAAUAUUUAGUCUUUAUUUUUUAUAUUUAUUAAAUGCAAUUGAAUGUAAUAAAAUAUCUUUUUUUUUUUUUUUUUUUACAUGAACAUACAUUCAACUCUAUUAUAAUUGCUUUCACCUGCAGGGGCUGUUUUACAUAUACAUGACUUUGGAGUCCUGAGUGUGGAUUGGCUGGUGAAGAAUGCCUCCUACCUCCCUAACUGUUACAUCUGCUUUACUGAUGCCAGUGGAGUAAGGUUUCGGUUCUCUAAGUCAGCUCCUUUGGGACCUUUGCCCCUUGGCUGUUCAGAUUGGGUGCUUCUUGAAACCUACAGGAAGAAGGUAGAAGAUGUUGUAGAAUUUGAUAACAGGUGAGUGUUAUACAGUAUGAUUUUAUGGACACCCGUACUAAUCAUGCUUUAUCAAGGGCAGCAGUGAUUUGUUAUAUAUUUUCCACUUGGUUCCCCAUUUAAAGAGCUCAUCACCCUUCUAGUGUUGGGAAUAUUUGGCUACAUCAUGUCAUAUAUGGCAAACCUUGCUGCAGAAGUUGUUAUAGAGAAACCAUAUAAUAACAGCUGCCUUAGAAUACAAUUACACUGUUUACUUUGACUGUACAUGCACGUAGAUGUGCAUUGGCAUACCAAUAGAUCAAUUACAUAGAAGCAGGUCUUACACUGUUUCUGUGCUUUAUCAGUUCAUUGAGGAGAAGCCCUAAUAUUGUUGGCUGGUUUUUUUAUAAUUAUAAAACAUAAUAUAAAAACUGCAGAGAGGAAUUGGUUCAAAAUUAUAAUAUAUAUUAAAAAAUCAGUAAGUAAUAACUUAAUAAUAAUAACUGAUAGGAGCUCAACCCAUAUGCCAUCACUACCAUGCCCCUCUGUAGACGAUCUGACUCUGGACUGUCUGGCUGUGCAUCAUUUAUGGACAGAAAACAAUAACGUAAUAACAUGCAUCAUACCCGCUUUUGCACAGGAUCGUCAUUGUUUUUCUUGGUCUUUCACAGACAUCAGUUGACUGCACGUAGGGAAGAGCUAUAAAUUCACAGCCCUCCCAUAUCUCAGUGUCCAAUUGUGGUUAUUUCAGAGGAGUCUCACUAUUGCUGCUGAAGUUGCUUUGUUCAAUAGUGCUGUUGUCUGUUCUCCUGACCAAGCCUAGCUCUUGACAUCAUUUGCUUUGUGCUUGACCUUGGUUCUGUUACAUCAUUCUGUCUCUCUGGUAUUCUGACUUUGGCCUGUACCCAUUAUUCUGGUUUAACCUCCUUGGAGGAACUAUUAUCUUUAAACACAGCCAUUCUAAGGACUGGUGAUACAAUCCCUGUCUCUCCUUCCCUUUGCCUUUUGGAUUCCAACCCUCUAGUUCUCUAUAGUUCUCUAGUUACUCUGAGAAUAAAAUAGCAAAUGUAGAAAAACCACUGUCUGAACAAUAUGCAAUUCAAAUUAAAAAACAUUUUUUUCCAGCCAGUACUAAGCUACUGUAGAAAUUAUACUAGAAACAGAACUAACUACGACUUUCUACUACAUAUAAAAACAAGUCAAAGAAAACCGUUUUAUACACAAUAACUUAAGUAAACUGUAUGAUUAUAGUGCUUAAAGUGUUUCUUUAUUCAAAAGUAUUUUAAUGUACUUAAAUCAGCCACUCAAUUUCAUAAAUAAUAAAUAUUCCCUUAAUAGAAGCAGUAAUUGGUAAACUACUAAAAUUAAGAACAGAAAGCUUGGAUUUUAGAAACAACCUGCUCUUUGUCUUAGUUAUAUCCAGUGUAAAGAAAUGUUCCUCAUCAAUCUGCAUUCACAAUUUGCUUUUAAAAGUUCUUUCGGCCAUCAAAAUCACAAGCAGUGAUUUAACACUUACUGACCAUGGCUUGACAAAGUCCCAAGUUGGUGUCGAUAUGUUGCCUCUCUUGUUUGAGACCUGAAUAUGCUUCACUAAGAAAUUAUUAUUAUUUUAUUAUUUAUAUAGUGCCAGAAAAUUCCGUAGCACUGUACAAUGGGAUGACUGCAGAGUGCUAAGAGAUUUUUUUACUUUGAAUUCAGUCGAGACUUUGAAACAGAGGACCCCACACGUAAACACCUAACUCUUAAAUCACAGUAUUUUAGGAGGAAGUCCCUGCCACAACAAUUUGGGUAUAUACUCAAGCUGUUAAGUGCCCCAUUUGGUGUAUAUUUUUUACAAAAGAAACAUUGUUGGAAGAAGAACAGAUGUAAAUUUUAAUCUAUUCACAGCUUGAUCACUUUGUACAUAUGUACUUGUAUUUCAGCCUCAUCCACAACUUAACACUACUCACGGAUACACCAGAGCUGACAUACCCAACACAGGAUAUAAUCUGGCGCCGGUUUGAGGAGGCAUUUAUAUCAGCCUCUGGCCUAAUCUGCUAUGCUCCUGUGUUCAAGGCGUAUACAUAUGAAGGUCUCCGUGAGCUGUAUGACGAUAACAUCCAAUAUAUAGAGAUGAGAGCCAUGCUUCCCCCGGUCAGUUUCUGUCUGUAGGUAUCUUUGUCUUUUAUUAUUUCUAGUAGUUACAAUUCUUGACUAACUUGAAAGAAUCCCCACAGAUUUAUGAGCUUGAUGGGACUAUCCACGACCGUUCCUGGAUGCUGACCAUUUACAGAGAUGUGACUAAGCAGUUUAUGGAAGCUCAUCCAGACUUCCAAGGUUUGAAAAUCAUCUUCACUGUCCACAGGUAAAAUGUGGCUUUGUCUGCAUAUAUAGUCCUAGUUCAUACAAUAGCUUUGUACUUCUAUUAAGUGAUACAAAUAUUUUACCACCACUCAUAGAAUCACAAAUGAAAAUUCUGUUUUUAACUUCUAGUGUGGUGGAAUGUUUUUUGCAACCUUCCCAGAGACCUAUACCCAGAGACCUAUAAUUGCACUCACAAUAUGUAGACAAUAUGUAGACUUAGGGAUGCCUCCCCUGAUGGCUUGGGGGGCUUUUUUUUAUUGAACUUUAAUUUUUUUUUUGCACAUUUUAUUCAAGUGAGGUCACUGAGGAAGUGUUUAGUGCCUUCUUGUUAAUGUGGAUUUUUGUAGCACUGAUAACAAUAUGGGAGUCUUUACAUUUCUAGGCAUGAGAAUGUUUCUCGUGUGAAGGAUGCUGUGCUUGUUGCCAUCAAUCUGAUGAAGGAAUUCCCCGAUAUCAUGAUCGGCUUUGAUUUGGUAAGUGUUUCUUACUGUUGACCAAUAAAACGCUGGCCAGGAAGAGGAAACUACAUGUAUAUUUACACUGUACUUUUCAUACUUUAAAACACACAAGUCACCUAUCUGUCUCAUUCUUGCAUGAAGACACAAACAAUGUAACACAAAUCUAUGGUAUUCUGGAAGGAUUGUCACCUUCAGAGAAAUGUGUAUUCAUGUUAUAUGUAAAACUAACUGCAGCCAAAAAUAAAGGCAGCAAGGAAGAUCAGGUCUUCAUACACUAGUGCUGACUGCAGCAUCCCUGGUACCCUCGAAUGCUUAAGACAAUAGCAAGCAGUGAUACAUUCCAAAACACCAGCCUUGAGAAAAACUCCUCGAUGAUUGAAAUGUUGCCCUGUUCAUACUAUACUUCAAUAAGAAUUUCAAAUUUUGAGGUAAAAUGGUCACAUUAAAUACAGUGCUGACAAUUUUUUCCACAUUGGCAAUUUUGGCUUAAAAUGUGAAAUUCACUUUGAAUUUCCAACAAUUCACAGUUUACACUAUACCUGUUUUGGCCAAUGCCAACCAGGCUAAUGGGUUCGAUUAAUGUCUCUCCCAUUAGCAGAGAAUUCAUCCUAUCUCUGAUUUGAAAAUGGUUUUAUUUUUCCAGGUUGGUCAGGAGGAUGCUGGGAAUUCUCUGUACCAGUUACGAGAUGCUCUCAACCUACCAAGUUUGAUGGGAGUCAAACUUCCAUACUUCUUCCAUGCUGGAGAAACCAGUAAGAAAAUUGCUAAACGUAUUAUGAUUUUAAGUAUGCAAAUAUUAGUCUGUCCCUCAAUUGUUAUUCUUUUCAGUUCAAAGGGCACUAAUAACUUUAUAUAAAUGGCCUUCGUGCAAAUAUCACUAUGAGCCAUGCUCACAUGUAUAUGUAAAUUUUUCAGCAGUAAGGAGUCAUGUGAAUUACAGAUUAAUGGUAACGAGAAAUGCAACAUAUCGCAGAACAAAUUUAAAGUGGAGCUGACAUUGCUGCUGGGGGUCCUUGGCCCCCAUGGCAGGUAAAGGUGCCGACGUACAGUAUUGAUGUCUAUGUAGAAUCCCACUGGUGACGGCUGGUGUGAUUGUCACUUGUAGUUGGUGACAGCUGUGCCCAGUGUCUAGAAGUGUCAGGUGUAGGAAAAAUACCAAGACAAAGUAGUUUUAGAAGAGGAGUUCAAAUGAGUAACCACAAAUGGAUCAAUGUGAAUAAAUUAAUGGCAGCUGUCUGUUGUAGAAUACAGAUUUUAGCAAUUUACAUAAACAGAAUGGAAGAUAAUGGUUCACAGGCUUUAAUUCAGUUGAAUGGUUAAAUACAUUUUCUGUCUUGUUCUCCUGAUGCUCAAUAUAACUCUAGUAUAUGAAAUAGUGGCUCAUGUGUCACUCUGUUUUUCUGGCAGGCUGGCAAGGGAUUGAUGUAGACGAGAAUGUAUUGGACGCGUUGCUGCUAAACACCUCUAGAAUAGGCCAUGGGUAUGCCCUCGUCAAGCAUCCAGCGACCCGUGAAAUGUCCCUUAAAAUGAACGUACCUCUGGAGAUAUGUCCUGUGUCCAAUCAGGUAAUUCAAACUGGCAUCUUCUAUACAAAGCCAGUAAUUCCCUUCACUCCUCAGCCAUUGUCAGCCGGCAGGGAGCUAAUGCGCAUUCUUGGACUGGAUUUGGGGUUUUAGCUGAAGCCGGAUGUUCUAAUGCAGAGCGUGAGGACGUCCAACUUCAGUUAGGCAACCAGACGUCCCCUAACUACUAGGAAGUACCUCUAGUGGCUGUCUGGUAGUUAACCCUGCAAGGUAAUUACCAUAUAUACUCGAGUAUAAGCCGAGUUUUUCGGCACAUUUUUUGUGCUGAAAAACCCCAACUCGGCUUAUACUCGAGUCAAUGUCUGUAUUGUGGCAAUUUACAUUGCCACAAUACAGACCAGGACCGCCAGGCUCAUUGCAAGCCCGGCGGUCCUGUUGGGGGCUGACAGCGAGGUGUUACUUACCUUCCUGCAGCUCCCUCCUCCUCUGUCAGCUCCGUUCUGCUCCCAGUGUAAAUCUCGUGAGACCCGCGGUAAACAGAACGGAGCUGACAGAGGAGCUGCACGGAGGAGGAGGGAGCUGCAGGAAGGUAAGUAACACCUCACUGUCAGCCCCCCACUGAACUGCCAAUGCCACUGGACCACCAGGGAUUCAGUAUUAUUUUAGUUUAAUAAUAAUAAUAAAAUAAAAUGUUUUUUUUGUCCCCCCUCCCUGGCCAGGCAACAAGCAGGGAGGGGGGACAAAAAAAAAUAAAAAAUAAAAAUAACGCAAAUAUUAAAAUAAUAAUAUAGUAAUAUUAUUAUUUUAAUAUUAUAUUUUAAUAUUAUUUUAUUAUUAUAUUAUUAUUUUAAUAUUUGAAUUAUUUUAAAAAAAUAAAAAUUUUGUCCCCCCUCCCUGACCAGGCAACAAGCAGGGAGAGGGGACAAUAAUGCAAAUAUUAAAAUAAUAAUAAUAUUAUUAAAAUAAUAAUAUAAUAAUAUUAAAAUAAUAUAAAAUUACAAAAUUAAAAUAAAAAUGCCCUCCCCUCAUCCAGUUUACACACACUGCACAAACACACACACUGCAUUAUAUACGCACACACAACACACACACACUGCAUUCAUUAUAUAUACAUACACAAACACACACUCUGCAUUCAUUAUAUACACACACACAAACACACACUCUGCAUUCAUUAUAUACACACACACAAACACACACUCUGCAUUCAUUCUAUACACACACACAAACACACACUCUGCAUUCAUUCUAUACACACACUGUAAAUAAAUAUUCAAUUAAUGUAAUUUUAUUGGGAUCUAAUUUAAUUUAGAAAUUUACCAGUAGAUGCUGCAUUUCCCACCCUAGGCUUAUACUCGAGUCAAUAAGUUUUCCCAGUUUUUUGUGGUAAAAUUAGGGGCCUCGGCUUAUAUUCGGGUCGGCUUAUACUCGAGUAUAUACGGUAAUGCAGUUUCACAAUAACUGCAAUAAUCACAAUUGCAGGGUUAAGAAGACUGUCACAGUGCACAAUCAGUGAGCUGAAGUGGUCCGGGUGCCUAUAGUGUCCCUUUAAUUAUCACCGUGCAGUGACAGUUGUUAUCUUUUUUAUCAGAUUCUUGUGAUUACUUGAGAUGCAGAUUAGCAGAAGCAGUAGGGACUUUACUGUGAAUAUAUAUUUUUCGUUUUCAUUUUUCAAGUUGUUUUUUUUUUUGUGUGCAUAUUUGAAAAGAGUAGUCAUGUCCUUUAAAUAUAUAUAAUGACCUGAAGUUAAAUCUCUCAUUACCAUCUUUUGUGGAAAGCAAGUUCUACCCUGUAUUUGUCAAUGAGAGCUUUUUGCAGCAAGUAACACGCCUAAUUUUUAGGUUUCCUUGAAUUGAACGUUUGUGUUUCAGGUACUGCUCCUGGUGAAUGACCUCCGGAAUCAUCCUGCGGCUACACUGCUUGCUGAAGGACAUCCAGUGGUGAUCAGCUCUGACGAUCCAUCUAUUUUUGGGGCUCAAGGUGUUUCCUAUGACUUUUAUGAGGUUUUCAUGGGAAUUGGGGGCAUGAAGGCCGAUCUGAGGACCCUAAAACAGUUGGUUAUGAAUUCUAUAAUGUAAGUGACAAUUUUUGCUUUUAGAAAUGGUCAUGGUGCAGGCAGUAUUUGUGUGUAACAUUACUGCUUGAAAUGCAACCUAUACAGAGAAAUUUGUCAUUAUGUGCUAGGGUGCAGUUACACAUACAGCAAACAUUACUUCGUUAGCCCAGACCUCUGUUCAAGACUCAAUAAUGUGAGUUAAUUACAUCCAUCAGCUUGCACUGCGUGCUGGUGACAGAUGAUAACAGCCUCUUCUCUUGCAUGAAGUAUUGUGAGUGCACUUGCAAUGUGAAGCCUGUUGGAAGUUUAAUGCCUUAUUAGAAUAUUGUCACCCUUCAUUCCAUCUCUAUCUCCUUACAUGAUGUUUCAUUUAUUCCCCUCAGCGAAAGGGGGAGGAGUGUUGGCUUUAUGGGCGAGAUAAGCUGUGACUUAGCUCAUAUAGCUGCUCCUGAACGUGAACACCACACGCAUGCGAGGUGUAUAAUUUAUUGGUUAACAAAAUUUUAAAAGUAUGAUACGGUGUAAUGACAGCAAAGGCAGGGAAACAAUCAUGGACAGCUUUGUAUGGCACUAGAUUUAAGGUAAGUUUUAGCAUUAAUUUAAAUGGUUUUCUAAAAAAAAUAUAUAAAAAUGCAGGGGUGGGGAGGUUGGUCGGGCUAUAAGUGCCAAUAUUGCUGCAAUGUGGUAACAAUGUUUUGUUACUCUUUUCCUGUACUGUUUUUUUUUUUUUUUUGAAUACUCUUUUGGUAUAAAAGUCUAAGUUUAGAAUAUGCAAUGUGCAUGCAUUUAUUAUGAACCUGAAUUGCAAUGAGAACUUGAGUGAGCUAUAAAUAUUGGAUGAUUAAGUAAACUAGGAUGUAGCUGUAGACAUUUUUGUUUUUAUUUGUAGAUAUUGUGUGCACAGUGCUGUAUAAUUUAUUGUUUUAUUUUUCAUAGUUAUAGCGUGUAUUCUAAUUGCAUCCUUAGAGUUAGAGGUUCCUAACUGAUGCACAAAUUGCGGUAGUUUGUGGACACAGGAAGUAAUAUAUAUUUUUUUCUGUGUUUAGUUACAGUGCUUUGUCUCAAGAAGGAAAACAGCGAGUUAAAGAUGUCUGGCAGAAGAAAUGGGACAUGUUUAUAGAAGAUCUGGCCAAGGAUAACUUAGAUAUGUAAAUAUUAGAGAUAUGCCUCAGACUCACUUGGACCCUUAUUCAGUGUAAUGUGAAGCUGACAGAAGAAAAUGGUUGAAAAAUCCCAGAAAAUAAGAAAAACAAGAAAAUAACUUCACAGGAUUUUGAAUAAGGGUCAUGAAGUGAGAGUUAUGUGUGACUGGGAAAGUGUGUGAGUGCGUGUGUGAAAGUACAGGAUGUGCGAAGAGUGAAAAAUGAAGAGAAAUUGUGAGCAAGGAGAGAAUGAAGGAAAGGAAGAACCAAUUCAGAUAGCAGAAGGUAUGAACGGUGGUCAUUAAGUGGUCUGUUCCUUAAGGAAUAGUUGUUUUUUCUUUUGCGAUGGUACAAUCAGUCAUCACUGUGCUCUUUAAAUUACUCACAGUUUCUCAAGUUAAGUCCCAUAUAUUGGGUACAUGAUAUAGAAUAAGCUCCAUUACCUAUGUAAUGAGAUCAUGUGUUAUGAGUUGCCUGCUGUGCCUCAUCCUGCAUUUUUUGGGUGCUUAGUAACCUUACCUCUUAUGAACUCACCAAUGCUAAGGCAGAAAUAUCAUGAGAUGUUGAUGGGUCUUGAGGACAGGUUUGAAGAAUAUUGCUUUAGUAAAUAGAUGCCUGAUGUAGGAAAGCAGAGUGUUUGAGAAGCAAAGAGAGAACUUGUGGAUUGUGAGAGAAAAAGAAAAAUUGCCAAAGAAAUAAAAGAGAAGAAUGUAUAAAUGAAGCCAAGCAUUGAAAAACAAAUGAUCUUAACAUUUUAAAUAUUAUAAGGGCGACUGAAUAACAGUAUAUUUCCCAGGACUGACCUUUAGCCCAGAAAAAAAGAAUAUGAAAAAAAGUUGCUCAGAAAUGCCUGAAAUUAAAGGAGUAACAUGAAGUAUGGGGAAGACUUGUGUAGGGAUACCUGAGGUUAUGGGAGCAAGUUUUACAAAUAUUUAAAGAAACACUCUGGGCACCAACACAUCUUCAUGGUCCCAUAUUCAUGCUUUAUUUUCAUCCCUGUUCAAAUUAAUUUAGUUUUGCUUAAAAAAUUAAAAAAAGUUUUGCUGUUUCCUGAAGCUUACUCUGCUCCUUAAGGAACACUAUAAUGUUAGGAAUAUAAAGCUGUAUUGCUAACACUGUUGUGUCCCUUUGCCUCUGCGACACUUUCCCUGGAAAGGUGUUUUCUUUGUUUAGUUUUUUUAAUUCAUGAGAUUUGCAUGUGGAGAAAAAUACAGCCUCAACAAAAGAGCAAAACGUAUCAAAUGCACUUAAGAUGUGUAGGUGCCUGAAGUAUGACUGGAGUGUCAGCUUUAUAUUACUACUGUUUUCUAUAUAAGAGGCAAUGCCAUAAUUACUACUAUUUGUUGCAUGAUAAGCCAUGUGUGGUUUGCUUUAGAAAGUGCAGAGGGACCAAGUACCCAUUUUGAAGUGACAGGAAGAACGUUACAUUGUGGGGAGCAAUUUAUGAGCCCUAGGAUAAUGUAUGCUGGGUUAUAUUUGGUCUGUCUCUCCUUUUAAGAACGUGACUUCUGAUCUAUAUAUUAAAAUUGGUGUCUAUAUAUUUAAAAUCUACUGAAAAGCAUUUAAACAACGGGAAAACCAAACAUUUACAAUUAAUUCUAGGCAGAACUAUGAGGCAUGUGGAGUACAGUUCAUUUUUCUUUAUGCUCUUUGGCAAAAUAGAGCUAAUGUUGGCCUCUGAUUGGGUCCUGUGGAUGAGUCGGCACUGAGGGGAGUAAAAAUAUUGAACUUUGUUUUAUUAUAUAUUUAUGUCUAAAUUGCCAAUGUAAACCAACCAUUAAAAAAUUAUGAUUGGUCAGUGUGUCUAACUGAGUGUGAAGUAUGUAGCUGUGUUGCGAGUUGAGUGGGUAGGUGUGUGUGAGAGAAGGUUGUGUUUCAUAUCUUCAGCCUCCCCACACGUUACAUAAUUUGGAGAAAAAAAAGUCCUUCUGUGUACCUUUGGGAAGGCAGGGAGUACUCAUUCCUGGUAGUCUAGUGGGGCAGUGAUCAUGGUUUCAGUCCUUGGUGGUCUGGUGCGGCUGUUAUACUACUUCCUUGUGGUUUAGUAGUAGAGCUUCUGGUCUGCACUUUCAGCCAAAGCUGGAUUAUCCAUAAGGUGUCUGCUUUGUGCUCGAUGGGCCCCCUGUCUGUGCCUGGAGCUCAAGCUCUGUCUUUGAGAGGUUCCUCCCUGAACUGAACUGGAUCAAAAGAGCUCCCUACUUGGCAAUGUACCAGGAGUGGAAAAAGCAAACCAGUUGUUGACCAAUGGCCCAAGGUUCUUGGGAUCUCUGUGACCAUCUUGGCUUGCCUCAUAGACAGGCUGACUCUCUGCUUAGUGCCCUGGUAAUUACAUUACAAGUACUCUCAUAUGGGCAUAGAGUGGCUGUCUACACAUUCUCUGAGAAUCAACUUAAGUCCUCAAAGAUUAUACUUAGGUACAGACCUACAAAUGCUACUUGAGAAUACCUUACCAAUCUAUUUUACAACAUUACUGUCAAUGGUAAGCUCGUUUGAGCAGGGCCCUCUUCAACCUAUCAUUCCUGUAAGUUUUCUUGUAAUUUUCCUAUUUAUAGUUAAAUCCCCCCUCUCAUAAUAUUGUAACGCGCUAAGCAAUCUGAUGGCGCUAUAUAAAUGGCAAUAAUAAUAAUAAUAAUUGUGUCCAGUCUAUAAUAAAGCUCAUGCUAGGCUAAAAAUUAACUAUAAUUGUAGGUGUUAAACUUAUAAAGAAACUGAAACAACUACCUCAGACCAAUAGAGAAUGACUGAGAAAAAGAUAUGAAUCUUCCAGCCAAUUUGCAUUGCCAAAACAUAGGAAAUCUUGCCUUUGCCCACAAGGAGUCAUCCCAGCAAUAUUAUUUAUUCUGCUUUUAACUUUGUAUUACUCCUUAACCCAUACAAUGUUUUUGCCAUUGUUCUUCCUCUUUCAGAAAGUGUCAAUGUAAUAUAGUUUUAAGUGGUUUGUGUAGUCCCCAAGGCCCAGCUUUGUACACCAGAAAUAUCUAAACCACAAACUAGAAUCAAAUUGAUUUGGGAAUUGUAAAAACACCCAUUUAUUGCUUUGGAAUGUUGCUCAGUAUGAGACAUUGGUGUAAUUUAUAACAUUUUAAACUGACUUCAUACAGCUUUUUCCAAUGUUUUUUUUUUUUAUGAAGAACUACUACCUACAGAUAUAAAAUUCUCAUCUAUCCAACCUGUACGAAGUUUGAUUGUAAUUACUUCUUGAUGCGUUUGCAUUUUUUCUGUGUGCUGGUGACAUCUAGGAACUUCACCACAAUUUAUUCUUCUACCGAGUCCUUCGCUCAAUUUCCAUUUGCAACCAACAUGCAUUAAACUUGGCUCAAUUAUGCUCAUAUUUAAUUCAUAUAUUUUAAACUUCAGUUUAAGUUUUGGGAAUCACCUAUAAUAAUUUUUUACAAUUAUUGAGGCUGUUGUGUUGCACAUGUUGUUGAGUCCAAGUUGUUUAAUCUGGGAGUGAGGUAUCAUGCAUCGCUCCAUAAGAAAAUAAUUAUCCAUCAUUAAGAACUUAAUUAUACAUAUAAUAAGUUGGUAAAAUUCCUGAUUGUUAGCAUAGAUAGGCACAGACCUCAGUCAGUGCUUCACAUCCUCUGCGCGAACUAUACCAAAUCUAGGCAACCUUUAGCACUCCAGAUGUUGUGGACUACAUCUCUCAUAAUGCUCUUACAGCCAUAAUCUUGGCAAAGCAUCAAGGGACUUGUCGUCUACAACAUCAGGAGUGCUGAAGGUUGCUUGCCCCUGAACUAGACCCUGUUUAAAUCACCAGACUGAGAAGAUGCAGGGGCAAAGAUAAGUGCUGGUACAGAUUUCAACAGCCCUUGCUUUUACAAUAUGGGUCAAGUAAACAUUUGAUUGCUUUAAGACAAGGUUCUCGAAACUCUGGCCCUCCAGAUGUUACAGAAUGAUUAUCUGCCUAUCUAUUUCAUUCAAAGAAUCAUGGGAGUUGUACUUCAGCAACAUCUGGAGGAUCAGAGCUGUGAGAACCCUGCUUUAAGGUGCACCCCACCUGCGGUAAAUGGGCUCUUUUGAAGUCUCUUUUGUGACGGUUGUCAUCCUGCUCCUUAGUUUAAAAACCCAUGCGUAUGGCUUUAAAGGAACACACACCAUGCACUAUAACUACUACAGCCCGCUGUAGUGGUUAUACUGCCUGUGUGAGUAGCCAAAGCAUUUAAGAACGGUUUUACAACUUACCUGAGAUAUGCAAGGAACAUGCCACCUCCUUUGCCCCUGAAGGCUUUUGCACUGAGCUAACCAUAGUAGUACAGGGAGGUGCUUAAUGGAUGAGAGUGUUCAGCUGAAGCUCUCAGAGGACUGGAAGACUUAGCUCAGUGGAGCUAACGGAAGAAGGAGCUCCAGCUCCAGAAGAGGCAGUUGGGGGUACCUGGUAGAUCCCAGGUAAGUUGUCCAACUGUUCUUAAACGGUUUGACUAAUUACAAUGUGGAGUACCAGGGCACUGCUGGCAGCAUAAAUACUACAGCAGGAUGUAGUGGUGUUUGAAGUUUACAUUUAAAGAUGGACAAAGUUAUAUUUUCUGAUUAAAUGCCCAAAGUAAAGCCUAACCUCAGAUAGAACUGCGACUUAUCAGAAUAAUGCAUGUUUUAAAGAAUUCUAAUUUCCAACUACUUUGCUGUUUCUCUGGUGUGUAACAACUAAAUGUCUCUAGUGUAGGGCCUAUGGGUUGAGAUUUCAAUUUAUCUCCUUAGCACUUUACUUCUACUGUUUCUAUUUUAUAGGGUGAUUUUCCAAUAGUCCAUAACAUUUCUGUAUAUUAGGUAGAUUGUGGGCUCUAUGGGGCAGAGAUAAUAAAUGCACUUUUUCAAUUACUUAAAAAUGUGACUCCUGUACAUUGUAUGAUUUAAUGGAAAUUUUUAGAAAUUUUUAUUGUGUUGAACCAUCAUCCUUAAAUUUCAUUGACAAUAUAGAUAAUUUAUACCCUAAUUUUUUGUUUGCUUUUUUCUUUCUAUAUUGAAUGUACUUAUUUUUACUGCAAAUACUGUAUUGUCAUUAUACAUUUUCAUUUUGAUUAUUACAAACUUGAUCUGUGAGCUUAGAGUGUUUCAGUUGGCUCGAGUGUCCUGUAGAUGUCCUAGUGGCAUUUCUCAAAUCAUUUGUGUAUGAACUGGCAACUUGCUUGGCUACUAUGGCCAAUAAAGGUCUGUGCUCAUUGACUGAGAACAUUCAGCUAAUGCUCUCAGCCAAUGAUCGUAUCUCUGAAUGGCCCUUCUUAGCUCAGCAGCAGAUUCUCCUAAAAAAGACCGGAAGCAGGGUUUGCAGCCACAGUACAGUAAAACAUAGUACUAAUUAAAUUGUAAAGGGACAAUGAAGGCACUAUAACCAUUUAGCUCAAUGAAUCGGUUACAGUUUCACUGCACUCCAUUUAGCGUUAAUCCAUUUCCAACUAGUUCAGCACUGAAUGAGAUUCCGUGGCCACCCUUAGCCCAGCCCCCAUAAGAGGUAAUGGGAGCUCUCUCCUGUGUAGCUAGGAUGCACUCAUUUACCUUUUAAUCACCCAUAUUUCCUAACCUUAGCCACCUUCAAUUGACAAAAUAUUUAAAUCAAUACAAUGUUGAUUGUAGAUAAAAUAUGUGAA
Molecule: messenger RNA, 51304 nt
Organism: Pelobates cultripes (western spadefoot toad)
Lineage: Eukaryota; Metazoa; Chordata; Amphibia; Anura; Pelobatidae
Source: the annotation of a GenBank genome assembly